Xyrichtys novacula (pearly razorfish) is the source of this 68186-nucleotide messenger RNA. The record is from the annotation of a GenBank genome assembly. Lineage: Eukaryota; Metazoa; Chordata; Actinopteri; Labriformes; Labridae.
AUGGAAAAAACUGUGAUACACAUCAUCCUCUUUGGAGUCAUUGCAGGUAAGUUAUCACUUCACAUUUCAGCACAUACAUUAAAAUUUUAUUCCUGCUGUGUUCAUCCAGGAAGGUGUUGCAGACGAAUGUGCAAAUUUUUUAUUAAAAAUGACUCAGAUAUAUUUUGGAUAAAACAUCCAUUUCAAUUAUAAAUUGUAAUAAACAUUUAAGGCAGCAAGUAGAGAUUGGCCAACACUGAAAGGACUUAAAAAAUUAAAUUAAGUUUUAUUUUUUAUUUCACUAAACAAAUUUUCAUUGUAUUCAUUUUAAUUCAACAGCAUGUUAUCUUUGUAGAAAUCAUCGAAUAAAAAUUUGAUCACAACAUGAAAACAUCGACAAACUGAAAUACUGUUGACUUCCUUCAUUCAUCACACCUGUUUCUGUGUUUAAAUGCCUUCAGCAGAGAUCUCCUCAGGCCUGUUUUUGUCUCUUCUAGGUGUAACCCAUGGAGUUAGUAUAUUACCAGACAGUCUGGAUGCAGCUGUUGGGGGGAAAGUGGAUUUCACCACAACACUGAGUCCAACAGAAAUCCCAUUCAUAAACAUUGGCUGGAAGUUUGGUGAUGAAAAUAUAAUCACUUCAAAUGUUAUUAACGUCACUGAGCCAGAUUAUGAGGGCAGGAUCACCCUCUUCCCCUCUACUGGAUCUCUGGAGCUCAGGAAUCUAACAGUUAAUGAUAGCGGAGAAUACACAGUUAGGAUUACGGAGGCUGGAUCGAAUGAGCCUGAGGGCACAACAAGACUACAUGUUCAUGGUGAGCAAAUGUUUCACAUGUAUCCUUCAAAAAAUAAAUCAGUGAUUAUACACAGCAAAUGAUUAAGAAAUAGAUUUCUUGUUAAACUAUCAAGAGGUUUCAUUUAUGGUCUCUAUUUAGAUUGAUAACAUGCAAGCUUAAAAAUAACUCAGAAUCUAAAGACAAGUGCAGAUUUUUUUUCUUUUGAUGGUGAAAGGUUUUUGUUUUUUUGGCUAAAACUGUUGAUCAGAUCUGAUGAAACAACACCCUCAAAAUGUCUUGAUGAUCCAUUUCUGUGGGGCCCUAAAUUGUUAAAACCCUGAUGAGGACCUUUAAGUGUAAGGUCAAACAUUUCUGAUAUAUGUUCAAUGUUAAAUCAGUUCAAUUUUAAAAGCAAUAGACUAUACUGUUUUAAUUAAACUCUUCUAAAUCCACAAAUAUUUUCUUUUUUUAACAAAAGGGUUAAAAAAAGUAUUGAGUUAAAGUCAACACAAACAUUUUAGAUUUCUGUCUCAGACCAGCUGACUGAAGAUAUAAAGGCACAGUAAAAUGAUACACAGACUCCAGUGUAAAGAUAUCACAAUGACAUGUGGCUCCAACCUCAAACAUUUGUGGUCAAACUAAUGUUUCACAAAUCGAGAAACACUGACAUACUUUAAGUGCAUCACCAUGAAAACUUUAGGCUGAGUUCUUACUGACUAUGGUAGUUCAAAGCUUUCGGUCAGAUAAUAUCAAAGAAGUUUUGUUCUCAUAUUUAGUUAAAAAAAUAAAUAGAUAAAAAUAAAAACCAUUUUCUUUCUCACAGUGCCAAUCACUGAUGUUAAAGUCAGUGCCAGCAGCACAGACCUAGUGGAGGGUAGCUCAGUGCGUCUCUCCUGCUCCGUCACCUCUGGAUCCUCCCUCUCUUUUCUCUGGAUGAACGGCUCCUCUGUGGUCACAGCUGGUGACAGAGUCCAGUUCACUGAUGAAGGCUCCGCUCUCACCAUUACUCCUGUGAUCCGCUAUGAUCAGGGGAAUUAUAGUUGUUAUGUGUCCAAUCCUGUCAGUGAGGACACCAGUGAUCCAGUUCCCCUCUCUGUGAGCUGUGAGUGUCUUACCUUCAUAUCCAGAACUUUAUCUGAAUCCCUCUGAUUGGAAACAUCAUCUUUAAAUAAUCUGUAAAUCAUUUUACUGUUGUUUCCCCCAUCACUAGACGGCCCUGAAAAUACAAAACUAAACUUAUCUUCACCUCAACACUUUGAGGCUGGAUCAGACAUCAGCCUGUUCUGCUCAGCUGACUCCAGACCUAAAGCUCACUUUAACUGGUUUCUGAAUGGAGACCAGCUGCCUGGUACUGGAGAAGAGCUGAAGCUGACCAACAUUCAGGAGAGACAGAGUGGAAACUACAGCUGCCGGUCCUUUAAUAACAAAACUCUGAGAAGUGACACAUCGAUGCUGUUAUCAGUGUCUGUGCUGGGUGAGUUUAAAGACUAGCUUUGUUUAAAAAAAGGCAAAUGGAUGAAAUUUAACCUUGAUUCAAAUGUAAAAAGGAUGCACUAAAAUCUGUGGAACAUAAAGACAUUAACACUGGCAUGAGACUGUAUUUUUUUGCUCACAGGGACAACUGAGAGGUCUCAGAUUAAAAAUGAUUGGGGUUAUCAAACACUUAACUUUUUUGUCACUGUUACUGUCGUUAAAUAGAAUAAACAUCUAAAUACACAUAAAUUUGUUCAACUAAAAAUAUAUCCAUAUUGACAGAUUGGACAUUGGUCAUUUUAUAAAAUGAAGUCCAUGUCCUGAUCUGGUUUCUCUUUUGUUCAACAGGAGAAGGUCAAACACAGUGUCAGUCUUUGUAUAAGUCAAAGGGUGGGAUCAGACUAUGUGGUGGAGACAAUAGCAGAGCUAAAAGUAGAGAUGAUAAUGUAUUUCAAAUCACCAGUCCAUCUCCUAGACAAUUAAGUUUUCUAUACUGUGUCUUAAAGAUAUUUUGUUCAAUGACUUUACAGAGUGUCAGAAAGUAAACAAACAUCAUAUCAGCAUGAUUUCACUGAGGACAUAUUUCCAGUGACAAGACCUGACAAGAAAAUAGUAUCAGUGGUUACAUUCUGCAGAAAAAGUCAGCAGCCAAUUGUAAAAAUAAAUAAAUAAAAUAGUCAUUUUAGGUAAAACCACAUCUUUCCCUCUAAUUCAUCAAAGUGUUUCAGCAGACCACACAGAUCCACAGACAAUAGUUUGACCACAAAACUCUUGUGUGAACUUUUGUGAAUUUGGACACGGCAGCAUUUAGGGAUAGCUACAAAAGAAAAUGAUCAAAAACAGGCUUGAUAUACCUGAUAGACAGAAACAUUCCUCCAAAUUUACUGCAGGUUUAAGGGUUUCAUUAAACUUAAGGUAAAAAUCUUGAAAUGAUCAAAUCAAAUCAAGUGGUAAUCACAGGAAAAGUGAUUUUUUUUUACUUUUCAUUAAAUGUUUGAAUGGACUCUUUAAGAAUAAGAUGCUUUCAUAAUCUUUCCUUCAACAGAGAGAAUCUCAGAGGCUUCAGUCAAACCAUCAACAAACCAGCCUAUUGAGGGGAACUUAGUCAACUUAACCUGUGAUGCUGCUGGAUCUGUGUUAACCAGAGAGUGGAUGAAGGACGGAUCAGAUCUGACUCAAGCUGACAACAUCAAGUUUUACGACAACAACAGAGUGCUGUCCUUUCAACCACUGAUGAGAAAAAACGAAGGAGUGUAUUCCUGCAAAAUCAGCAACCCCAUCAAUUCCAUGGUAGCUAAAUACAACUUAGUUGUGAUCUGUAAGUAAACUGUACAGAGAAUGUUUCCUCUUCAAUAUAAUCAGCCCUGUUAUAAAAAUGCACUUCCUUAACACUGAUUGUUUGCUCAAAAGCCAAAAUAGUCAAUCUUUACGUGAACUGUUUAUUUUUUCAGAUGGACCAGAUACUGUUCAAAUCAAAGGUAACAGUCUGGUCCAUUUCGGAGGGACCACUGAAUUAACCUGCACUGCUGAGUCUGAACCAUCUGCUAGCUUCACCUGGUUACUGAAUGGGAGGGUGAUACACUCUUCUGCUGUGUACACUAAAAAUGAUGCUGAAGCCUCUGACAGUGGAAACUACACCUGUCAAGCAAAGAAUGACAUGACUGGGAGAUCUUUGUCUGCGGUGCUUGAAUUGACUGUCACAGGUGAGAAGAUGAACAUUUGAAGAAUGGUUGACACCUGGAAGAUUUUUCUUUUACAUCCAGUUUAUCAAAUGACAUGAGGCUGAUUUACUGUCAGGUCUUGACACAGCAAUCAAAAGUUCUCUUUACUGGCCCCAAAAUAGUCAAAUUAGCUUUAGACGGAGUGUUUGAGAGUUUGUGACUCUAAAAAGUCAGCUUAAACAAGAAGUAUCACGAUCAAUGUAAGAGAAACAAAGUUGAUGUGGUUUUUAUUUUAAGUAUUCUUCUACUUUACUAGACUGAGACUUGUAGUUUUUAGCUUCACUGAGGACUGCAGUAACAUCACUAAAGACCAUUCAUAGGAUCUGAUCCAACACUCUCAAGCCUCAGAGGGUUUCACCUCAGCAGCACCCCCAAGAAAGUGAAUAAAAGUGACAGUGAGUUUUUCUUUAGACCGAAUAUUAAACUCAUGACAACAUUUCUGCUUCAGGAACAGGUCAGCUGCUGAAAUGUUUUCCAACAUCAAGGCCUAACCUUGAACACAUACAAAAGUAUCUAUAACUAUAACAGCUGUGAAAACAAGUAAUAGAAGAAAUUACUACAUAGUUUGUAUGCACAGGUUUAAUGACACAGCUCUUAUUCACAUUUUAGUUUCAUAACUAUUUAAUUUUUUUUCCCUGUCUCAUAUCAGCCCUCCCAGACCCAACACCCCCCUGUGGGCCUGGUUGUAUCGCUGGAAUAGUAAUCACAUGUCUUGUAGUCAUUGGAGCAGCUUGCGGUGUCGGGUUCUACUUUUACAAGAAAAAGUAAGUAAAAAGUAGCUUUCAUACAAUAUCAUGAUUAAUUUGCUAAAAUCAUGUCUAUCUAAUGUCUAAGGGACACUUGAAUGACUCAUUAUUUCAUCUCUGAGCAGAAAAAUCCAGAAAACGUCCUUUCCCAGUAUAGGUAAGUGUGUUAUACAUGAAGGUGUUUGUUGUUUCAUUUUGCACAUAUUCAUACACUCUGUGUUAUAUUUGAGUCACCAAACCUCAAGUCUGAGUUUGGUCUCAGGUGAUCAAUAAAGACUUCCAGUCGAGUUUAAGGGACUCCCCAACACUUGAGCCUGGGUUGAGUUUGGACCUAUUGAAACAACAAUAUUAGCUUCCGCUGAUCCUGUCAGCGUGUCUGGAGAUUGAAAUCAUAAAUGAAGUUACAGCUCAGUAAAAGUGAGUUGGAUAUGGCUACAGACUUAGGGCUUUGUGUCUUCCUGUCUCAUGCCUGGGUGUGUACAACAGUAAGUUCACAGGGACAAACAUGAAUUCGGGUUGACAUUUUUUCACAUUAGUACAGACACUGGGAUGAUUGCAUGAGUGAGCUGAUUUACGGCACACAAAGGUUAAUGAGUCAUUUCUAUUAUGGCAUUGUCUGUGACUUCUCACCUAAAUUUAAAUGAGUCGUCUUGCAGCACUUCUGCUUUCUCCAGUAGCAAUUUUUAGGUCUAUUGUACAACACUAACUCAUGACCUUAUGAAGCUUUUGAAAAAAUGACUGAGAGGAUAGAUUAAUGUGGUCUCCUCUACAUGAUUAACAAAACUCCAUUUCAAAGUACCAAAAAAAGUGCUCAAAGCCCCGCCCCUUCUCUCUUCUCAUUGGUAGUUGAUAGUUGCAAGAAGUGACAUUGAAAAGCAUGGCAGCAGUGUUCCAAAAGUCAAACCAUUUUCAACUGAGUGCUUACCCACUUAGGCGAUCACAACUUUAACAAAAGUUUGUUUUUCUUACAGUGCAACUGCAACAACCACAGAGAGAAGAACCCGUUUAUGAGAACGAAAAUAUGAAAGUAUAUGAAAACAUAUAGACUCAACGUUUUCACCCAGGAAGAUUUUUUUUUCUUCUUUACACCAGAUAAAAUUUUAAAUACUGGUAAAUGAAAUCACGAUCUAAUGCAGUUACAAAAUAACAGAGAAAGUAAAGCAACUAAGUAAAACAUUUCAAGAUGUUUUCCUGAUAAAACUAAAGGGGCAAAUGUGUUUGAAUUUAAGUGUUUAAUGUUGUUACCAUGUUUGUGAAUGUAGCAUUAUUUUCAGUGUUGCAAUGGAAUGAAGGCAUGGAAGUAAUGUAUAACUGAAUAUAAAUAUAUGUGUAUAUAUAUAUAUAUAUAUAUAUAUAUAUAUAUAUAUAUAUGUUAGUUUUUAGAAGAUGCAGAAUCAUCUAGAAAUAUUCUCUUCUUCAUGUGAUUCUCACAGCGACUGUAUACAGAAAUGUGUUGAGAUGAAAUUAUGAAAUUCUGGCACCUGUGGUAAGGUAUGUUGUUUGUUUUGUACACUUUUUAAAGGUUUAAUAUAUGGCAUUGUUAGAGGAAUAGAAUAUAAGAUUAAGAACGCUUAGGCAAAGCCUUGUCGAAUUUAAAGAUGUGGUUUCGCACGUCACUUUUGUUUUUGUUGUUGUUGAUGUUAUUAUUAUAAUUAUUAUCAUAAUGCUGUCAGGGUUAAGGUUAGUAUAUAACUGGUUUGACCUUCAGUACAGUGUUUAAAAACAAAAAAAAAAAAAAAACUCACAAAUUAACUCCAACUGUUUCACAAAUCACCAAAUGUAUGUAAAUAUUUUAGUCUACACAGGUAGGAGCAAAGGGACAACAGGUUGUUUAGAUUUUAUACAACUGUAUGACAAAAGAAGCAAUAAAAUGAGUCACCAUGGUUGUGAACCGUUUGUUUCAUCAGUGAUUACCGAAAAGUGUUCUUUAUGUUGUCUCGCCAUCUGUUGAGUUCAUCAAAACAUACAAAAAUAAUCUUUGGAUAGAUAAAAUGCAAAAAAAAAGGCCAUGUGCUGCCCUCUUAUGGUACAACAUAUUAUGACAGCCAGAGGGAUCUGUCACAUUGAAAAGAUCUAUCUAUCUAUCUAUCUAUCUAUCUAUCUAUCUAUCUAUCUAUCUAUCUAUCUAUCUAUCUAUCUAUCUAUCUAUCUAUCUAUCUAUCUAUCUAUCUAUCUAUCUAUCUAUCUAUCUAUCCAUCCAUCCAUCCAUCCAUCCAGGAACUCAGCCUAAAGUUUUCAUGGUGAUGCACAUAAAGUAUGUCAGUGUUUCUCUAUCUGUGAAACAUUAGUUUGGCCACAAAUCUUUCAGGUUUGAACCACAUGUCACUGUGAUAUCUUUACACUUGAGUCUGUUUUUCAUUUUAUUGUACUUUAAUAUCUUUAGUCAUCUGGUCUAAGACAGAAAUUUGAAACGUUUGUGUUGACUUUGACUUGAGAUUUUUUCCAACUUUUUUUUAAAGAAGAAAAUAUUUGUGGAUUUAGAAGAGUUUAAUUUAAACUGGUUAGUCUAUUACUUUAAAAAUGGAACAGAUUUAUUAUUGAACAUAUAUUAGAAAUGUUUGACCUUACACUUAAAGGUCCUCAUCAGGGUUUUAACAAUUUAGAGCCCCACAGAAAUAGUUUAUUAACAUUUUGAGGGUGUUGUUUCAUCAGAUCUGAUCAACAGUUUUAGCCAAAAAAAAAAAAAAACCUUCCCAAUCAAAACAAUAAAAACUCUACAUUUGUCUUUAGAUUCUGAGUUAUUUUCAAGAUUGCAAGUUUAUGUUAAGACCCUAAAUGAAACCCCUUACAAGUUUAAUAUUAUAUAUUUCUCAGUCAUUUGCUGUGUAUAAUCACUGAUUUUUCUGUGAAAGAUACAUGUGAAACAUUUGCUCACCAUGAACUCGUAGUCUUGUUGUGCCCUCAGGCUCAUUCACUCCAGACGUUACAAUCCUAACUGUGUAAUUUCCGCUAUCAUCAACUCUCAGAUUCCUGAGCUCCAGAGAUCCAGUAGAGGUGAAGAGGGUGAUCCUGUUCUCAUAAUCUGGCUCAGUGAUGUUAUUAACAUUUGAGAUGAUUGUAAGUUUCUCACCAAACUUCCAGCGAAUGUUUAUGAAUGGGAUUACUGUUGGAUUCAGUGUUGUGGUGAAAUCCACUUUCCCCCCCAACAGCUGCAUCCAGACUGUCUGGUAAUAUACCAACUCCAUGGGUUACACCUAGAAGAGACAAAAACAGGUCUGAGAAGAUCUCUGCUGAAGGCAUUAAAACACAAAAUAUCCAGUUUGACUCUAUUUCAUAGCAGAGAGCGUUAUCAUUGUUGGACUGACUGUCUAUAAACUGAUGGCUGGAAACUGUUUUUUUUUUGUUGUUGUUGUUGUUGUUUUUUUCCCUGGUUGCCAUAUUGUAAGUCAAAGUGAGACAAAAUUCAAAUGUAGAUCAAAACAGGCAAGAAACAAAAACAAUGAUCCACUAAUGUUAGUAAGAAUUUUAAAGAGUCAAAUUCUUAACCAAAUUGUGAUAUUUACACAUACUCCUACAUUUACCAUGCUACUAAAUCACAUUACAUUAGACUCAUCCUUUGUCUUGACAAUUGUCGUUGUUUCUGUCAGCCAACUUCAAUGUAUGAUGGGCUUUAAUAUUAGCUUUUCUUUUUUUUUUUUAAACAACUGUCUUAAUGUAGAAAAUGUAAAAAAGCGACCACAGCAGACAUUACUAUGAAGUUACAACUUACCUGUAAACGCCACAGAGAUGAUGAAGAGUAAAAGUACAUUAUCCAUUGAGUUAUCUUUGUGAGAUACAAGCAGCCGAGAGAGCUCAACCAUCAAACUGACAGCAAAUAACUGUGAGAGUCUGGUAGACACAGGUUUAAGAGUCUGCUCCUGUCUGACCGUGUUAAAGGGUGAGAGGGAAACGCCCUGAAGCUGCUGUCAGACGGCGGCCUCUAGUGGGCAAACCAGAAGAUUAUAUAAAAGUGAUCACGAACCAUAAAACUGACAGACAGGAAUUAUUACUGUAAACAGUUCUGUGGGUAAAAUGAAAGGACCUAAAAAUGAAGGUUUCCUAGAAAAGAAUCAUUUUUAUGUGUAUUAUUUUCUCACAGAGAAAACAACACCUACUGGACCUACUGCAAUGUGGACUUAUGCCAAGUCUCCACAGAGUGAGCUGGUGCCACUCGGUGAUGAAGAUAAAUGAAAAUCACCAAUAACGAUGAAGUCCCUGAUUCAAGUGUUUUGAGUCCAUUGUUGAAGAAUCUAGUCUAGUGGUUGUUAUGAUUAAACUCUAAAAAUAUAAUUGCGAUUAAUUUCAUAUAUCGUCAGCUCAGCAGAGGAAGGGAUUGAAGUUGCUCAUAGUUUGUUCUGUGGACUAUAAUCAUCAUAUUUUAUCAAUGAUUAACAAAGGGACUUAGCAGCAGGUACACACAACCCUGAUAAGACAUUACAUUUGAUACUGGACAUUUACAGGACAAACCACCCUCAUCUUCCUCAUAUUAUUUGAUUCUUUAGAUGAAAUGGAAAAAACUGUGAUACACAUCAUCCUCUUUGGAGUCAUUGCAGGUAAGUUAUCACCUCACACUUCAGCACAUACAUUAAAAUUUUAUUCCUGCUGUGUUCUUCCAGGAAGGUGUUGCAGACGGUUGUGCAAAUUUUUCAUGUAUAAAUGACACAGAUAUAUUUUGUUCCUGGAAAUGACUUUGGAUAAAACAUCCAUUUCAAUUAUAUAUUUUGUAAAUGAUAUGAAUGAAAAAUAAAUAUGCAAGGCAGCAAGUAGAGAUUUAGCCAACACUGAAAUGACUUAAAAAACUAAAUUAACUUAAAUUUAAAUUUUUUAUUUUACAAAACAAAUUUCCUAUUGUUCACUCAAAACAAAUGCUUUUAAUAACAAAUAUUUUUACUAAUUCAAGAACAUGGUUUUCCUCAAUCCUCGUUGAAAUCACUGAAUAAAAAUUUGAUCAAAUCAUAAAAACAUCGACAAACUGAAAUACUAUUGACUUCCUUCAAAGAGCAUUCAUCACACCUGUUUGUGUGUUUAAAUGCCUUCAGCAGAGAUCUUCUCAGACCUGUUUUUGUCUCUUCUAGGUGUAACCUAUGGAGUUGGUAUAUUACCAGACAGUCUGGAUGCAGCUGUUGGGGAGAAAGUGGAUUUCACCACAACACUGAGCCCAACAGAAAUCCCAUUCAUAAACAUUCGCUGGGUGUUUGGUGAGAAACCUAUAAUCACUUCAAAUACUAUGAACUUCACUGGGGGAGGAUAUGAGGACAGGAUCACCCUCUUCCCCUCUACUGGAUCUCUGGAGCUCAGAAAUCUGAGAGUUGAUGAUAGCGGAGAAUACACAGUUAGGAUUUUAAAGGAUGGAGUGAAUGAGCCUACGGGCACAACAAAACUACGAGUUCAUGGUGAGCAAAUGUUUCACAUGUAUCUUUCAAAGUAUAAAUCAGUGAUUAUACACAGCAAAUGAUUAAGAAAUAUACUAUGUGUUAAACUAUCAAGGGGAUCUAUUUAGGAUUUUUAACAUAAACUUGCAAGCUAUAAAUUAACUCAGAAUCAAAGGACAGAUGUAAAGUUUUUAUCCUUUGAUUGGGAAGGUUUUUUUUGGCUCAAAUUGCUGAUCAAAAUGUUUUAAUGACCUAUUUCUGUGGGGCCCUAAAUUGUUAAAACCCUGGUGAGGACCUUUAAGUGUGAGGUCAAACAUUUCUAAUAUAUGUUCAAUGUUAAAUCAGUUCCCUUUUAAAAGCAAUAGACUAUACAGUUUUAAUUAAACUCUUGUAAAUCCACAAAUAUUUUCUUCUUUAACAAAAAGGUUGAAAAAAAUCUCAACAAAGUCAACACAAAAGUUUCAAAUUUCUGUCUCAGACCAGAUGACUAAAGAUAUGAAGACACAGUAAAACAGAUCGAGAAUACACUGACAUACUUUAAGUGCAUCACCAUGAAAACUUUAGGCUGAGUUCUUACUGACUGUGGUAGUUCAAAGCUUUCGGUCAGAUAAUAUCAAAGAAGUUUUGUUCUCAUAUUUAGUUAAAAAAAUAAAUAAAUAAAAAUAAAAACAUUUUCUUUCUCACAGUGCCAAUCACUGAUGUUAAAGUCAGUGCCAGCAGCACAGACUUAGCGGAGGGUAGCUCGGUGCGUCUCUCCUGCUCCGUCACCUCUGGAUCCUCCCUCUCUUUUCUCUGGAUGAACGGCUCCUCUGAGUCCAGUUCACUGAUGAAGGCUCCACUCUCACCAUUUCUCCUGUGAUCCGCUAUGAUCAGAGGAAUUAUAGAUGUUAUGUGUCCAACUCUGUCAGUAAUGACACCAGUGAUCCCGUUUACCUCUUUGUGAGCUGUGAGUGUCUUACCUUCAUAUCCAGAACUUUAUCUGAAUCCCUCUGAUUGGAAACGUCAUCUUUAAAUAAUCUUUAAAUCCUUUACUGUUGUUUUCCCCCAUCACUAGACGGCCCUGAAAAUACUAAACUAAACUUAUCUUCACCUCAACGCUUUGAGGCUGGAUCAGACAUCAGCCUGUUCUGCUCAGCUGACUCCAGACCUAAAGCUCACUUUAACUGGUUUCUGAAUGGAGACCAGCUGCCUGGUACUGGAGAAGAGCUGAAGCUGACCAACAUUCAGGAGAGACAGAGUGGAAACUACAGCUGCCAGUCCUUUAAUAACAAAACUCUGAGAAGUGACACAUCGAUGCUGUUAUCAGUGUCUGUGCUGGGUGAGUUUAAAGACUAGCUUUGUUUAAAAAAAGGCAAAUGAAUCAAAUUUAACUGUGAUUCAAAUGUAAAAAGGAUGCACUAAAAUCUGUGGAACAUAAAGACAUUAACACUGGCAUGAGACUGUAUUUUUUUUUGCUCACAGGGACAACUGAGAGGUCUCAGAUUUAAAAUGAUUUGGUUAUCAAACACAUGACUUUUUUGAGUGCUCGGCGGAAAAUUUCACUGUUACUGUCGUUAAAUAGAAUAAACAUCUAAAUACACAUAAAUUUGUUCAACUAAAAAUAUAUCCAUAUUGACAGAUUGGACAUUGGUCAUUUUAUAAAAUGAAGUCCAUGUCCUGAUCUGGUUUCUCUUUUGUUCAACAGGAGAAGGUCAAACACAGUGUCAGUCUUUGUAUAAGUCAAAGGGUGGGAUCAGACUAUGUGGUGGAGACAAUAACAGAGCUAAAAGCAGAGAUGAUAAUGUAUUUCAAAUCACCAGUCCUUCUCCUAGAAAAUUAAGUUUUCUAUACUGUGUCUUAAAGAUAUUUUGCAGAUUGUCAGAAAGUAAACAAACAUCAUAUCAGCAUGAUUUCACUGAGGACAUAUUUCCAGUGACAAGACAUGACAAGAGAAUAGUAUCAGUGGUUACAUUCUGCAGAAAAAGUCAGCAGCCAAUUGUAAAAAUAAAUAAAUAAAUAAAUAAAUAAAAUAGACAUUUUAGGUAAAACCACAUCUUUCCCUCUUAUUCAUCAAAGUGUUUUAGCAGACCACACAGAUCCACAGACAAUAGUUUGACCACAAAAUUCUUGUGUGAACUUUUGUGAAUUCGGACACAGCAGCAUUUAGGGAUAGCUACAAAAGAAAAUGAUCAAAAACAGGCUUGAUAUACCUGAUAGAAAGAAACAUUCCUCCAAAUUUACUGCAGGUUUAAGGGUUUCAUUAAACUUGAGGUAAAACUCUUGCAAUGAUCAAAUCAAAUCAAGUGGUAAUCACAGGAAAAGAGUAAAAUGUUUGAAUCAACUCUUUAAGAAUAAGAUGCUUUCAUAAUCUUUCCUUCAACAGAGAGAAUCUCAGAGGCUUCAGUCAAACCAUCAACAAACCAGCCUAUUGAGGGGAACUCAGUCAACUUAACCUGUGAUGCUGCUGGAUCUGUGUUAACCAGAGAGUGGAUGAAGGACGGAUCAGAUCUGACUCAAGCUGACAACAUCAAGUUUUACGACAACAACAGAGUGCUGUCCUUUCAACCACUGAUGAGAAAAAACAAAGGAGAGUAUUCCUGCAAAAUCAGCAACCCCAUCAGUUUCAUGAAAGCUAAAUACAACUUAGUUGUGAUCUGUAAGUAAACUGUACAGAGAACAUUUCCUCUUCAAUAUAAUCAGCCCUGUUAUAAAAAAGCACUUCCUUAACACUGAUUGUUUGGUUAAAAGCCAAAAUAGUCAAUCUUUACAUGAACUGUUUAUUUUUUCAGAUGGACCAGAUAUUGUUCAAAUCAAUGCAAAUCUUCCCAAUUUCGGAGAAACCAUCGAAUUACGCUGCACUGCUGAGUCUGAACCAUCUGCUAGCUUCACCUGGUUACUGAAUGGGAGAGUGAUACACUCUUCUGCUGUGUACACUAUAAAUGAUGCUGAAGCCUCUGACAGUGGAAACUACACCUGUCAAGCAAAGAAUUACAUAACUGGGAGAUCUUCGUCUGUGGUGCUUGAAUUGACUGUCACAGGUGAGAAGAUGAACAUUUGAAGAAUGGUAGACACCUGGAAGAUUUUUCUUUUACAUCCAGUUUAUCAAAUGACAUGAGGCUGAUUUACUGUCAGGUCUUUACACAGCAAUCAAAAGUUCUCUUUACUGGCCCUGAAAUAGUCAAACUCUCUUUAGACAGAGUGUUUGAGAGUUUGUGACUCCAAAAAGUCAGCUUAAACAAGAAGUAUCAUGAUCAAUGUAAGAGAAACAAAGUUGACGUGGUUUUUAUUUUAAGUAUUCUUCUACUUUACUAGACUGAGACUUGUAGUUUUUAGCUUCAAUGAUGACUGCAGUAACAUCACUAAAGACCAUUCAUAGGAUCUGAUCCAACACUCAAGCCUCAGAGGGUUUCACCUCAGCAAGAUAGUGAACAAAUUCAUGAUCUGUGAAAUCUUUGGAGUUUUCCUUUAGUUUAGUUCUUUAGUACCAAGUAUUUAACUCAUGACAACAUUUCUGCUUCAGGAACAGGUCAGCUGCUGAAAUGUUUUCCAACAUCAAGGCCUAACCUUGAACACAAACAAAAGUAUCUAUAACUGCUCAGCUGUGGAAACAAGUAAUGGAAGAAAUCACUGCAUAGUUUGUAUGCACAGGUUUAAUGACACAGCUCUUAUUCACAUUAUAGUUUAAUAACUAUUUUAUUUUUUCUCCCUUUCUCAUAUCAGCCCUCCCAGACCCAACACCACCUCCACCAAACCCCUGUGGGCCUGGUUGUAUUGUUGGAAUAGUAAUCGCAUGUCUUGUAGUCAUUGGAGCAGCCUGUGGUGUCGGGUUCUACUUUUACAAGAAAAAGUAAGUAAAAAGUAGCUUUCAUACAAUAUCAUGAUUAAUUUGCUAAAAUCAUGUCUAUCUAAUGUCUAAGGUACACAUGUAUGACUCAUUAUUUCAUCUCUGAGCAGAAAAAUCCAGAAAACGUCCUUUCCCAGUGCAGGUAAGUGUGUUAUACAUGAAGGUGUUUGUUGUUUCAUUUUGCACAUAUUCAUACACUCUAUGUUAUAUUUGAGUCACCAAACCUCAAGUCUGAGUUUGGUCUCAGGUGAUCAAUAAAGACUUCCAGUCGAGUUUAAGGGACUCCCCAACACUUGAGCCUGGGUUGAGUUUGGACCUAUUGGAACAACAAUAUUAGCUUCUGCUGAUCCUGUCAGCGUGUCUGGAGAUUGAAAUUAUAAAUGAAGUUACAGCUCAGUAAAAGUGAGUUAGAUAUGGCUACAGACUUAGGGCUUUGUGUCUUCCUGUCUCAUGUCUGGGUGUGUACGACAGUAAGUUCAGAGGUACAAACACGAAUUUUGGUUGACAUUUUUUCACAUAAGUACAGACAUUGAGUGGAUUGCAUGAGUGAGCUGAUUUGUGGUACAUAAAGGUUAAUGAGUCGUUUCUAUUAUGGCAUUGUCUGUGACUUCUCACCUGAAUUUAAAUGAGUCAUCUUGCAGCACUUCUGCUUUCCCCAGUAGCAAUUUUUAGGUCUAUUGUACAACACUAACUCAUGACCUUAUGAAGCUUUUGAAAAAAAUGACUGAGAGGAUAGAUUAAUGUGGUCUCCUCUACAUGAUUAACAAAACUCCAUUUCAAAGUACCAAAAAAAGUGCUCAAAGCCCCGCCCCUUCUCUCUUCUCAUUGGUAGUUGUUAGUUGCAAGAAGUGACAUUGAAAAGCAUAGCAGCAGUGUUCCAAAAGUCAAACCAUUUUCAACUGAGUGCUUACCCACACGUGACAAAAAACGGCUGAUGCUAAAAAUCUGUUAUUGCUGAAAAUGUUGAACUGAAACCCUGUAUUAUCUUCUGUUCUGAUACUGUUCUCUGAACUGUUUGUUCACACUGAAAGUGUUUAUAUAAGGCGAUCACAACUUUAACAAAAGUUUAUUUUUCUUACAGUGCAACUGCAACAACCACAGAGAGAAGAACCCGUUUAUGAGAACGAAAAUAUGAAAGUAUAUGAAAACAUAUAGACUCAACGUUUUCACCCAGGAAGAUUUUUUUUUCUUCUUUACACCAGAUAAAAUUUUAAAUACUGGUAAAUGAAAUCACGAUCUAAUGCAGUUACAAAAUAACAGAGAAAGUAAAGCAAAUAAGUAAAACGUUUUAAGAGGUUUUCCUGAUAUAACUAAAGGGGCAAAUGUGUUUGAAUUAGACUGUUUAAUGUUGUCACCAUGUUUGUGAAUGUAGCAUUAUUUUCAGUGUAAACCUAGAAUGUAGUUUUAUGUCCUCUGUACCAGUUGUGUCAACAUUGUAAUCAAUAGAAGUAAUAUAUAAAUGAAUAUAUAUAUAUGUAUAUAUAAUGUUAGAUUUUAGAAGAUGCAGAAUCAUCUAGAAAUAUUCUCUUCUUCAUGUGAUUCUCACAGCGACUGUAUACAGAAAUGUGUUAAGAUGAAAUUAUGAAAUUCUGGCACCUGUGGUAAGGUAUGUUGUGUGUUUUGUGAUUUAUGGCAUUGGUAGAGGAAUAGACUAUAAGAUUAAGAAUGCUUAGGCAAAGCCUUGUCAAAUAUAAAGAUGUGGUUUCGCACGUCACUUUUGUUGUUGAUAUUAUUAUCAUAGUUAUUAUCAUUAUGCGCUCAGGGUUAAGGUUAAGUAUAUAACUGGUUUGACCUGUUUAAAAAAUAAAAUAAAAAUAAAAAAAGCUCACAAAUUAACCCUUACUGUUUCACCAAUCACCAAAUGUAUGUAAAUAUUUUAGUCUACACUGGUAGGAGCAAAGGGACAACAGGUUGUUUAGAUUUUAUACAACUGUAUGACAAAAGAAGCAAUAAAAUGAGUCCCCAUGGUUGUGAACCUUGUUUGUUUCAUCAGUGAUUACAGAAAAGUUUCCUUUAAGUUGUCUCUCCAUCUGUUGAGUUCAUCACAACAUACAAAAAUAAUCUUUGGAUAGAUGGUUUAAAAUGCAAAUUUAAAGCUAAAUAGAAGCAUUUUUUUAAUCUACAUAUAAGAUAUACAAGAAAGAAAUAGUUUUUGGUUGAAAUGAAGUUCUACUUUGACUGAUGAGGUACAACUUUUAGACUGCAGUCCAAAAUGUCCUCAUAGUUAAGGCAGGUCACCUUUGAGCUGAAAAAAAGGUCAUGUGCUGCCCUCUUAUGGUGCAAUAUAUUAUGACAGCCAGCUGGAUAGGUCACAUUAAAGAGCUCUCUCUCUCUAUCUAUCUAUCUAUCUAUCUAUCUAUCUAUCUAUCUAUCUAUCUAUCUAUCUAUCUAUCUAUCUAUCUAUCUAUCUAUCUAUCCAGGAACUCAGCAUAAAGUUUUCAUAUUUGAUGCACUUAAAGUUUGUCAGUGUUUCCCGAUCUGUGAAACAUUAGUUUGACCACAAAUGUUUGAGGUUUGAACCACAUGUCACCGUGAUAUCUUUACACUGGAGUCUGUGUUUCAUUUUACUGUGCCUUUAUAUCUUUAGUCAUCUGGUCUGAGACAGAAAUUUGACACGUUUGUGUUGAAUUUGACUUGAGAUUUUUUUCCAACUUUUUGUUAAAAAAAGAAAAUAUUUGUGGAUUUAGAAGAGUUAAAUCAAAACUGUAUUGACUAUUGCUUUUAAAAGAGAACUGAUUGACCUUACACUUAAAGGUCCUCACCAGAGUUUUAACACUUUACGGCCCCACAGAAAUAGAUCAUUAAAACAUUUUGAGGGUGUUGUUUCAUCAGAUCUGAUCAACAAUUUUAGCCAAAAAAUUUUCACAAUCAAAAGAUCAAAACUCUACAUUUGUCUUUAGAUUCUGAGUUAUUUUCAAGCUUGCAAUUUAUGUUAAGACCUUAAAUGAAACCUCUUACAAGUUUAAAAUUCAUAUAUUUCUUAAUCAUUUGCUGUGUAUAAUCACUGAUUUAUACUUUGAAAGAUACAUGUGAAACAUUUGCUCACCAUGAACUAGUAGUCUUAUUGUGCCCGCAGGCUCAGUGUCUCCGGCCUCUGAAAUCCUAACUGAGUAUUCUCCGCUAUCAUUAACUCUCAGAUUCCUGAGCUCCAGAGAUCCAGUAGAGGGGAAGAGGGUGAUCCUGUUCUUAUAUCCUUCCCCAGUGAAGUUCAUAGUAUUUGAAGUGAUUAUAGGUUUCUCACCAAACCACCAGCGAAUGUUUACGAAUGGGAUUUCUGUUGGACUCAGUGUUGUGGUGAAAUCCACUUUCCCCCCCAACAGCUGCAUCCAGACUGUCUGGUAAUAUACCAACUCCAUGGGUUACACCUAGAAGAGACAAAAACAGGUCUGAGAAGAUCUCUGCUGAAGGCAUUAAAACACAAAAUAUUCAGUUUGACUCUUUUUUAUAGCAGAGAGAGUUAGUGUUGGACUGACUGUCUAUAAACUGAUGGCUGGAAACUGUUUUUUUUUUUUUUUUGUUGUUGUUGUUUUUUGUGGUUGUUAAAUUGGAAGUCAAACUGAGACAAAAUUCAAAUGUAGAUCAAAACAGAGAAGAAACAAAAACAACUAGGGCCCCGUUGGGGCACUGGCGGGCCCGAGCCGUGUCGCGCCGCCCCCAGCGCGACCGCCUACCCCUCUUGAUCGCGUCACACUCAAGGUCCAAAGAUGGUGUGCGCACUUGUCUGUGGUCAUUUACCAUUAUAAUGAAUGGGAGGUGCAGUUUCUACCAAAACGCUCGCUGCAGACAAACUCCAUGUCCUUUUUGAAAAAAGUCUGGACCAUGAGUGAGGGCACAAACACAGCUAGUAUAUAUCCAAAUGGCAAGUUGCUCCUCCUUUCGGUUUUGCCGAGAGAGCGAUGCUUUUGAGCCAUUGAGCGAUGGGCAGGAAAAACUUGACUUUUUCUCCUGCCAUGGGGGGGCGCUCUUUUGGGGAGAAAAAAUUCCUUCACAAAUGUGUUGAUGGCUGGACAUUGCAUCAUCCUAGAAAACUUGGAGGCCAGUGAGGACAAAAAUAAAAAGUUAUAAGACUUUUAAAAAUGUGGAUAUUUGGGUCCUCUUUGGCACCCCCUAGAACGUAAACUGUGGGGUGCAGCGUCAUGAUUUGUACAACUUUGAAUGGCCAUGGGGUGUAGAUUGACCUGAGCAAAUUUGGAGCCGAUGGGACAAAAGCUUUAGGAGGAGUUAGCCACAUUCCAAUGUGUGCGAAUCGGCAAAAAAUGCGAAAUAGCCCUUUAACCGUACAUUGAACAGAUACGCUCGCAUUGACUUUUUCGUAGAUCUUAUUGAGAUACAUGUGUGUGUCAAAUUUUGUGUCAUUUUGACAAAGCGUAAAGGCGUGACAGUCAACAAUGUGUAUUUUCGCCUUAGGAGACAAGAAAAAAUGGACUUUUUUCUCCUGCCAUGGGGGGCGCUCUUUUGGGGAGUAAAAAUUCCUUCACAAAUGUGUUGAUGGCUGGACAUUGCAUCAUCCUAGAGAACUUGGAGGCCAGUGAGGACAAAAAUAAAAAGUUAUAAGACUUUUAAGACUGUGGAUUUUAGGGUUAUCUUUGGCGCCCCCUAGAACCUAAACCGUGGGGUGCAGCGUCAUGAUUUGUACAACUUUUAAUGGCCAUGGGGUGUAGAUUGGCCUGAGCAAAUGUGGUGCCGUUGGAACGAAAGCCUUCGGAGGAGUUAGCGAAAUUCCAAUGUGUGCGGAUCGGCAAAAAAUGCGAAAUAACCCUUUAACCGUACAUUUGACAGAUACGCCCGCACUGACUUUUUUGUAGAUCUUAUUGAGAUACAUGUGUGUGUCAAAUUUUGUGUCAUUUUGACAAAGCGUAAAGGCGUGACAGUCAACGAUGUGUAUUUUCGCCUUAGGAGACAAGAAAAAAUGGACAUUUUUCUCCUGCCAAGGGGGGCGCUCUUUUGGCGAGUAAAAAUUCCUUCACAAAUGUGUUGAUGGCUGGACAUUGCAUCAUCCUAGAGAACUUGGAGGCCAGUGAGGACAAAAAUAAAAAGUUAUAAGACUUUUAAGACUGUGGAUUUUUGGGUUAUCUUUGGCGCCCCCUAGAACGUAAACCGUGGGGUGCAGCGUCAUGAUUUGUACAACUUUUAUUGGCCAUCGGGUGUAGAUUGGCCUGAGCAAAUGUGGUGCCGGUGGAACGAAAACCUUUGGAGGAGUUAGCGAAAUUCCAAUGUGUGCGGAUCGGCAAAAAAUGCGAAAUAAACCUUUAACCGUACAUUUGACAGAUACGCCCGCACUGACUUUUUUGUAGAUCUUAUUGAGAUACACGUGUGUGUCAAAUUUUGUGUCAUUUUGACAAAGCGUACAGGCGUGACACUCAAUCAUGUUAAUUUUUCACCUUAGGGGGCGCUAUGGAGCCAUUUUGCAUUUGAUUUUUUGGGCGACUUCAGAAUAUCGAAUUUUUCACCAGGCCCGGUCGUCCUGCCAAAUUUCAUGACUUUUCACCAGUGGGAAGUGGGCCAUUUUCCAGUUCAAAGGGGCAGAAAAAUAAUAAGACUAGGACCCCGUUGGGGCACUGGCGGGCCCGAGCCGUGUCGCGUCCCCCCCCCCCAACGUGCUGCCUCCCCGUCCCAUUUGUGUCCUCUGGCCAUCGCCCUCUCUGGUAACGCCCAUCACUGCAAAGACCCUUUUCCUUCAUCGGCGUUUGCUGUUCUUCCUGCCAGUGCGUGUUGCUUUCACUUACACUUGCCACAGCCAGCCUCGUGAGUGCCUAGCCUAUUGGAUAUCACUGUCACCUACACAGGACAGUCAUUACCUUUCUAUUAAUACUUUGUGUUUUAAUUUCACAUUAAUUUCCAUAUUGUAUAAACGACUGGAAAAAACUUGAGCCCCUGCCCCUGUAUAAUCAUGUGCAUGUCUCUGUUCUAGCUCCAAGGUGAAUCUUCACUGCUCAUGUUCUCCUCAGAAGCACUCACCUCACUCCCCUCAGGUUACUGUACACAUGCACCAACUGCCUGCUUCAGGUUUGGAUGGAGCUUCAUGGUUGUCUUUUGGAGAAAUGACCAGUCAAGUUGUGUUUGAAAUUUGAUUUUUUUCAGGGGCAAAAGGAGCCUCUGCAUUCUUGUCAAAUAUGUAAAUAGCAUGUUUUUGCAGGUGCUAAAAACCAGACUCUGAGUGUGUGUGUGUGUGUGUGUGUGUGUGUGUGUGUGUGUGUGUGUGUGCGUGUGUGUGUGUCUAUGUGUGCGUUCAAGUCACAUGACAUAUUUAACCUGAUGUAGCUGCAAGACGGAGCCUCGUUGACUCUCCGUUUCAACUUAUCUCAAAAGUGAGGAUCUCAACCUAUAUACCAGUUUUUAAAUUGUGUUGAUAGGCCAAAUACAACCAGAGUUAUGAUAAAUUAUGUCCGCGAUACUUUUUUUCUGCUUAUUUUGAUCACGUUCGGCGCUCGAUCGCGCUGUAUGAGACAGGAAAACAUAGCAUGCAGACAUUAGCGACAGGUCUUACAGGCGGAAAAGGCUUGCCAAAAGAAAAAAAAAACACACCACAACAUCUCUCCUAUUGGUGGAAAACUUCACCACAACAACCAAUCCAAAAUUAUAUGGUGACUGAUUGACAAGGGGCGGGCGCUUACGUUCUUCCUGCAACAUGAGAAGGGAGGGAGGGACUCUCAGCAGGGAUGCAGUCUGGGACACGUAGUUGCAAACCUAGCGACUUUGUUGUUAGAUUCAAUGACUUUUCAGACACCCUAACGACUUUUUUUAGAAAGAAAGGGACUUUUAUCGACUUCUUCUGGAGUUUAGAGACUCUGACAUGAAGCAGGCUUUCCUUACUGAGGAGUUAGCAACGCUGCUAAGGGUGCAGAGCCACACAUGCGCUCAGAGCUCUGCAUGGGAGACUGAAGCUGACAGAGCUGCAGCAGUUAGCAGGUUUCACCCUCAGAGACCACCAGGGGUUCAUGUUGAGGCAUUUUAUUUUUUUUGUUUUUUUUGUGCCAUAGACACUGUCAGCAAAAUCUGCAGUUACACUAACAAAAAUGCUGCAAAAAACAAAGAAUUAUGGAAAAAUUACACAUGGACUGACAUAGAGGAGGAUCUACACAAGUUUUUUACAUCAUGUUUUACAUCAUGCAUCAUUUACAUCAUGUUUUUUUGUAGUGGCAUAAAUAAAAAGUGACAUUUGUGAGACUAUACAGUGUUUUGUAAAUAAUUUUACAAAGAACGCCUGGGCCAUUGCCUGCAUUUUGAUGUAAAUAGAGGUAAAUUACUAUGUUCUUUGUUAAAAAUUUGCAUAUGUUUUGAAGUUUACAAUUUUUAUUUGAAGUUUAAGUUUUAAAAACAGUUCAUCACACAUAUUUGUGGUUUAAUUUCACAUUAAUUUCCAUAUUGUAUAAAUGACUGGAAAAAACUUGAGCCCCUGCCCCUGUAUAAUCAUGUGCACGUCCCUGUUCUAGCUCCAAGGUGAAUCUUCACUGCUCAUGUUCUCCUCAGAAAUAGUCACCUCACUCCCCUCAGGUUACUGUACACAUGCACCAACUAUCUGCUUCAGGUUUGAAAUGGAGCUUCAUGGUUGUCUUUUGGAGAAAUGAACAGUCAAGUUGUGUUUGAAAUUUGAUUUUUUUCAGGGGCAAAAGGAAGCCUCUGCAUUCUUGUCAAAUAUGUAAACAGCAUGUUUUUGCAGGUGCUAAAAAACAGACUCUGAGUGUGUGUGUGUGUUUGUGUGUGUGUGUGUGUGUGUGUGUGUGUGUGUGUAUGUUGGCGUGUGUGUAUGUUGGCGUGUGUGUAUAUGUGUGUGUAUCCUGCAGUACUCUGUACUCCUGCAGUGGCCAAAAAGACUUUUAAGAAUGUGGAUUUUUGGGUCAUCUUUGGCGCCCCCUAGAACUGCAGUACUCUGUACUCCUGCAGUGGCCAAAAUGACUUUUAAGAAUGUGGAUUUUUGGGUCAUCUUUGGCGCCCCCUAGAACGUAAACCGUGGGGUGCAGCAUCAUGAUUUUUACAACUUUGAAUGGGCAUGGGGUGUAGAUUGCCCUGAGCAAAUUUGGUAUCGGUGGGACGAAAGCCUUAGGAGGAGAUAGCCACAUUCCAAUGUGUGCGAAUCGGCAAAAAAUGCAAAAUAGCCCUUUAACCGUACAUUAUACGGAUACGCGCUCUUUGACUUUUUCGUAGAUCUAAUUGAGAUACACAUGAUUGUCAAUUUUUGUGUCAAUAUGACAAAGCGUUCAGGCGUGACACUCAACAAUGUGUAUUUUUAUGUAAGGGGACAAGAAAAAAUUGACUUUUUUCUCCUACCAUGGGGGGGCGCUCUUUUGGGGAGUAAAAAUUCCUUCACAAAUGUGUUGAUGGCUGGACAUUGCAUCAUCCUAGAAAACUUGGAGGCCAGUGAGGACAAAAAUAAAAAGUUAUAAAACAUUUAAGAAUGUGGAUUUUUGGGUUAUUUUUGGCGCCCCCUAGAACCUAAACCAUGGGGUGCAGCAUCAUGAUUUGAAUAACUUUUAAUGGCCAUGGGGUGUAGAUUGGCCUGAGCAAAUGUGGUGCCGGUGGAACGAAAGCCUUCGGAGGAGUUAGCGAAAUUCCAAUGUGUGCGUAUCGGCAAAAAAUGCGGAAUAACCCUUUAACUGUACAUUUGACAGAUACGCGCGCAUGGACUUUUUUGUAGAUCUUAUUGAGUUACAUGUGUGUGUCAAUUUUUGUGUCAUUUUGACAAAGCGUAUAGGCGUGACACUCAACAAUGUGUAUUUUCACCUUAGGGGACAAGAAAAAAUGGACUUUUUUCUCCUGCCAUGGGGGGGCGCUCUUUUGGGGAGUAAAAAUUCCUUCACAAAUGUGUUGAUGGCUGGACAUUGCAUCAUCCUAGAAAACUUGGAGGCCAGUGAGGACAAAAAUAAAAAGUUAUAAGACUUUUAAAUAUGUGGAUUUUAGUGUUAUCUUUGGCGCCCCCUAGAACCUAAACCUUGGGGUGCAGCGUCAUGAUUUUGAUAACUUUUAAUGGCCACGGGGUGUAGAUUGGCCUGAGCAAAUGUGGUGCCGGUGGAACGAAAGCCUUCGGAGGAGUUAGCGAAAUUCCAAUGUGUGCGGAUCGGCAAAAAAUGCGAAAUAACCCUUUAACCGUAAUUUUGACAGAUACGGCCGCACUGACUUUUUUGUAGAUCUUAUUGAGAUACAUAUGUGUGUCAAUUUUUGUGUCAAUAUGACAAAGCGUACAGGCGUGACAGUCAAUAGUGUGAAUUUCCACCUUAGGGGGCGCUAUGGAGCCAUUUUGCAUUUUAUUGUUUGGGCGACUUCAGAAUAUCGAAUUUUUCACCAGGCCCGGUCGUCCUGCCAAAUUUCAUGAGUUUUCGCCAGUGGGAAGUGGGCCAUUUUCCAGUUCAAAGGGGAGGAAAAAGAAGAAAGAAAGAAAGAAAGAAAGAAAGAAAGAAACAAAGAAAAACCACUUGGGGAAUAAUAGGGCCUACGCCCGGCUGCUCUGCAGCUGGCUCGGGCCCUAAAGAAGAAGAAGAAGAAACUAGGGCCCCGUUGGGGCACUGGCGGGCCCGAGCCAUGUCACGCCGCCCUCAGCGCAACCGCCUCCCCCACCCGAUCGCGUCACACUCAAGGUCCAAAGAUGGUGUGCGCACUUGUAUGUGGUCAUUAACCAUUAUAAUGAACGGGAGGCGCAGUUUCUACCAAAACGCUCGCUGCAGAAAAACUCCAUGUCCUAUUUGAAAAAAGUCUGGACCAUGAGUGAGGGCACAAACACAGCUAAGAUAUAUCCAAAUGGCAAGUUGCUCCUCCUUUCGCUUUUGCCGAGAGAGCAGUGCGUUUGAGCCAUUGAAUGAUGAACAGGAAAAACUUGACUUUAUUCUCCUGCCAUGGGGGGGUGCUCUUUUAACGAGAAAAAACUCCUUCACAAAUGUGUUGAUGGCUGGACAUUGCAUCAUCCUAGAAAACAUGGAGGCCAGUGAGGACAAAAAUAAAAAGUUAUAAGACUUUUAAAUAUGUGGAUUUUAGGGUUAUCUUUGGCGCCCCCUAGAACCUAAACCGUGGGGUGCAGCGUCAUGAUUUGAAUAACUUUUAAUGGCCAUGGGGUGUAGAUUGGCCUGAGCAAAUGUGGUGCCGGUGGAACGAAAGCCUUCGGAGGAUUUAGCGAAAUUCCAAUGUGUGCGAAUCUGCAAAAAAUGCGAAAUAACCCUUUAACCGUACAUUUUACAGAUACGUGGCCAUUGACUUUUUCGAAGAUCUUAUUGAAAUACACGUGUAUGUAAAAUUUUGUGUCAAUACGACAAAACAUACAGGCGUAGCACUCAACAAUGUGUAUUUUCACCUUAGUGGAAAAGAAAAAAUGGACUUUUUUCUCCUGCCAUGGGGGGGCGCUCUUUUGGCGAGUAAAAAUUCCUUCAUAAAUGUGUUGAUGGCUGGACAUUGCAUCAUCCUAGAAAACUUGGAGGCCAGUGGGGACAAAAAUAAAAAGUUAUAAGACUUUUAAAUAUGUGGAUUUUACGGUUAUCUUUGGCGCCCCCUAGAACCUAAACCGUGGGGUGCAGCGUCAUGAUUUGAAUAACUAUUAAUGGCCAUGGGGUGUAGAUUGGCCUGAGCAAAUGUGGUGCCGGUGGAACGAAAGCCUUCGGAGGAGUUAGCGAAAUUCCAAUGUGUGCGGAUCGGCAAAAAAUGCGGAAUAACCCUUUAACCGUACAUUUGAAAGAUACGCGCGCAUUGACUUUUUUGUAGAUCUUAUUGAGAUACAUGUGUGUGUCAAUUUUUGUGUCAUUUUGCCAAAGCGUACAGGUGUUACACUCAACAAUGUGUAUUUUCACCUUAGGGGACAAGAAAAAAUGGACUUUUUUCUCCUGCCAUGGGGGGCGCUCUUUUGGGGAGUAAAAAUUCCUUCACAAAUGUGUUGAUGGCUGGACAUUGCAUCAUCCUAGAAAAUUUGGAGGCCAGUGAGGGCAAAAAUAAAAAGUUAUAAGACUUUUAAAUAUGUGGAUCUUAGGGUUAUCUUUGGCGCCCCCUAGAACCUAAACCGUGGGGUGCAGCAUCAUGAUUUGAAUAACUUUUAAUGGCCAUGGGGUGUAGAUUGGCCUGAGCAAAUGUGGUGCCGGUGGAACGAAAGCCUUCGGAGGAGUUAGCGAAAUUGCAAUGUGUGCGGAUCGGCAAAAAAUGCGAAAUAACCCUUUAACCGUACAUUUGACAGAUACGCCCGCACUGACUUUUUUGUAGAUCUUAUUGAGAUACAUGUGUGUGUCAAUUUUUAUGUCAUUUUGACAAAGCGUAAAGGCGUGACAGUCAAUAGUGUGAAUUUUCACCUUAGGUGGCGCUAUGGAGCCAUUUUGCAUUUUCUUGUUUGGCCGACUUCGGAAUAUCAAAUUUUUCACCAGGCCCGGUCGUCCUGCCAAAUUUCAUGAGUUUUCGCCAGUGGGAAGUGGGCCAUUUUCCAGUUCAAAGGGGAGGAAAAAUAAUAAUAACUAGGGCCCCGUUGGGGCACUGGCGGGCCCGAGCCGUGUCGCGCCGCCCCCAGCGCGACCGCCUACCCCUCCCGAUCGCGUCACACUCAAGGUCCAAAGAUGGUGUGCGCACUUGUCUGUGGUCAUUUACCAUUAUAAUGAAUGGGAGGCGCAGUUUCUACCAAAACGCUCGCUGCAGACAAACUCCAUGUCCUUUUUGAAAAAGUCUGGACCAUGAGUGAGGGCACAAACACAGCUAGUAUAUAUCCAAAUGGCAAGUUGCUCCUCCUUUCGGUUUUGCCGAGAGAGCGAUGCGUUUGAGCCAUUGAGCGAUGGGCAGGAAAAACUUGACUUUUUCUCCUGCCAUGGGGGGGCGCUCUUUUGGGGAGAAAAAAUUCCUUCACAAAUGUGUUGAUGGCUGGACAUUGCAUCAUCCUAGAAAACUUGGAGGCCAGUGAGGACAAAAAUAAAAAGUUAUAAGACUUUUAAGAAUGUGGAUUUUUGGGUUAUCUUUGGCGACCCCUAGAACGUAAACUGUGGGGUGCAGCGUCAUGAUUUGUACAACUUUGAAUGGCCAUGGGGUGUAGACUGGCCUGAGCAAAUUUGAAGCCGAUGGGACAAAAGAUUUAGGAGGAGUUAGCCACAUUCCAAUGUGUGCGAAUCGGCAAAAAAUGCGAAAUAGCCCUUUAACCGUACAUUGAACAGAUACGCUCGCAUUGACUUUUUCGUAGAUCUUAUUGAGAUACAUGUGUGUGUCAAAUUUUGUGUCAUUUUGACAAAGCGUAAAGGCGUGACAGUCAACAAUGUGUAUUUUCGCCUUAGGAGACAAGAAAAAAUGGACUUUUUUCUCCUGCCAUGGGGGGGGGCGCUCUUUUGGCGAGUAAAAAUUCCUUCACAAAUGUGUUGAUGGCUGGACAUUGCAUCAUCCUAGAGAACUUGGAGGCCAGUGAGGACAAAAAUAAAAAGUUAUAAGACUUUUAAGACUGUGGAUUUUUGGGUUAUCUUUGGCGCCCCCUAGAACGUAAACCGUGGGGUGCAGCGUCAUGAUUUGUACAACUUUUAAUGGCCAUGGGGUGUAGAUUGGCCUGAGCAAAUGUGGUGCCGGUGGAACGAAAGCCUUCGGAGGAGUUAGCGAAAUUCCAAUGUGUGCGGAUCGGCAAAAAAUGCGAAAUAACCCUUUAACCGUACAUUUGACAGAUACGCCCGCACUGACUUUUUUGUAGAUCUUAUUGAGAUACAUGUGUGUGUCAAUUUUUGUGUCAAUAUGACAAAGCGUAAAGGCGUGACAGUCAAUAGUGUGAAUUUUCGCCUUAGGAGACAAGAAAAAAUGGACUUUUCUCUCCUGCCAUGGGGGGGCGCUCUUUUGGCGAGUAAAAAUUCCUUCACAAAUGUGUUGAUGGCUGGACAUUGCAUCAUCCUAGAGAACUUGGAGGCCAGUGAGGACAAAAAUAAAAAGUUAUAAGACUUUUAAGACUGUGGAUUUUUGGGUUAUCUUUGGCGCCCCCUAGAACGUAAACCGUGGGGUGCAGCGUCAUGAUUUGUACAACUUUUAAUGUCCAUGGGGUGUAGAUUGGCCUGAGCAAAUGUGGUGCCGGUGGAACGAAAGCCUUCGGAGGAGUUAGCGAAAUUCCAAUGUGUGCGGAUCGGCAAAAAAUGCGAAAUAACCCUUUAACCGUACAUUUGACAGAUACGCCCGCACUGACUUUUUUGUAGAUCUUAUUGAGAUACAUGUGUGUGUCAAUUUUUGUGUCAUUUUGACAAAGCGUACAGGCGUGACACUCAAUCAUGUGAAUUUUUCACCUUAGGGGGCGCUAUGGAGCCAUUUUGCAUUUGAUUUUUUGGGCGACUUCAGAAUAUCGAAUUUUUCACCAGGCCCGGUCGUCCUGCCAAAUUUCAUGACUUUUCACCAGUGGGAAGUGGGCCAUUUUCCAGUUCAAAGGGGCAGAAAAAUAAUAAGAAGAAGAAGAAGAAAGAAGAAUCCAUCAGGAAUAAUAGGGCUCUCGCAGCUGCUUAGCAGCUACGCUCGGGCCCUAACUAGGACCCCGUUGGGGCACUGGCGGGCCCGAGCCGUGUCGCGUCCCCCCCCCCCCCCCAACGUGCUGCCUCCCCGUCCCAUUUGUGUCCUCUGGCCAUCGCCCUCUCUGUUAACGCCCAUCACUGCAAAGACCCUUUUCCUUCAUCGGCGUUUGCUGUUCUUCCUGCCAGUGCGUGUUGCUUUAACUUACACUUGCCACAGCCAGCCUCGUGAGUGCCUAGCCUAUUGGAUAUCACUGUCACCUACACAGGACAGUCAUUACCUUUCUAUUAAUACUUUGUGUUUUAAUUUCACAUUAAUUUCCAUAUUGUAUAAACGACUGGAAAAAACUUGAGCCCCUGCCCCUGUAUAAUCAUGUGCAUGUCUCUGUUCUAGCUCCAAGGUGAAUCUUCACUGCUCAUGUUCUCCUCAGAAGCACUCACCUCACUCCCCUCAGGUUACUGUACACAUGCACCAACUGCAUGCUUCAGGUUUGGAUGGAGCUUCUUGGUUGUCUUUUGGAGAAAUGACCAGUCAAGUUGUGUUUGAAAUUUGAUUUUUUUCAGGGGCAAAAGGAGCCUCUGCAUUCUUGUCAAAUAUGUAAAUAGCAUGUUUUUGCAGGUGCUAAAAACCAGACUCUGAGUGUGUGUGUGUGUGUGUGUGUGUGUGUGUGUGUGUGUGUGCGUGUGUGUGUGUCUAUGUGUGCGUUCAAGUCACAUGACAUAUUUAACCGGAUGUAGCUGCAAGACGGAGCCUCGUUGACUCUCCGUUUUAACUUAUCUCAAAAGUGAGGACCUCAACCUAUAUACCAGUUUUUAAAUUGUGUUGAUAGGCCAAAUAAAACCAGAGUUAUGAUAAAUUAUGUCCGCGAUACUUUUUUUCUGCUUAUUUUGAUCACGUUCGGCGCUCGAUCGCGCUGUAUGAGACAGGAAAACAUAGCAUGCAGACAUUAGCGACAGGUCUUACAGGCGGAAAAGGCUUGCCAAAAGAAAAAAAAACACACCACAACAUCUCUCCUAUUGGUGGAAAACUUCACCACAACAACCAAUCCAAAAUUAUAUGGUGACUGAUUGACAAGGGGCGGGCGCUUACGUUCUUCCUGCAACAUGAGAAGGGAGGGAGGGACUCUCAGCAGGGAUGCAGUCUGGGACACGUAGUUGCAAACCUAGCGACUUUGUUGUUAGAUUCAAUGACUUUUCAGACACCCUAACGACUUUUUUUAGAAAGAAAGUGACUUUUAUCGACUUCUUCUGGAGUUUAGAGACUCUGACAUGAAGCAGGCUUUCCAUACUGAGGAGUUAGCAACGCUGCUAAGGGUGCAGAGCCACACAUGCGCUCAGAGCUCUGCAUGGGAGACUGAAGCUGACAGAGCUGCAGCAGUUAGCAGGUUUCACCCUCAGAGACCACCAGGGGUUCAUGUUGAGGCAUUUUAAUUUUUUUUUUUUUUUUGUGCCAUAGACACUGUCAGCACAAUCUGCAGUUACACUAACAAAAAUGCUGCAAAAAACAAAGAAUUAUGGAAAAAUUACACAUGGACUGACAUAGAGGAGGAUCUACACAAGUUUUUUACAUCAUGUUUUACAUCAUGCAUCAUUUACAUCAUGUUUUUUUGUAGUGGCAUAAAUAAAAAGUGACAUUUGUGAGACUAUACAGUGUUUUGUAAAUAAUUUUACAAAGAACGCCUGGGCCAUUGCCUGCAUUUUGAUGUAAAUAGAGGUAAAUUACUAUGUUCUUUGUUAAAAAUUUGCAUAUGUUUUGAAGUUUACAAUUUUUAUUUGAAGUUUAAGUUUUAAAAACAGUUCAUCACACAUAUUUGUGGUUUAAUUUCACAUUAAUUUCCAUAUUGUAUAAAUGACUGGAAAAAACUUGAGCCCCUGCCCCGUAUAAUCAUGUGCACGUCCCUGUUCUAGCUCCAAGGUGAAUCUUCACUGCUCAUGUUCUCCUCAGAAAUAGUCACCUCAAUCCCCUCAGGUUACUGUACACAUGCACCAACUAUCUGCUUCAGGUUUGAAAUGGAGCUUCAUGGUUGUCUUUUGGAGAAAUGAACAGUCAAGUUGUGUUUGAAAUUUGAUUUUUUUCAGGGGCAAAAGGAAGCCUCUGCAUUCUUGUCAAAUAUGUAAACAGCAUGUUUUUGCAGGUGCUAAAAAACAGACUCUGAGUGUGUGUGUGUGUCUGUGUGUGUGUGUGUGUGUGUGUGUGUAUGUUGGCGUGUGUGUAUAUGUGUGUGUAUCCUGCAGUACUCUGUACUCCUGCAGUGGCCAAAAAGACUUUUAAGAAUGUGGAUUUUUGGGUCAUCUUUGGCGCCCCCUAGAACUGCAGUACUCUGUACUCCUGCAGUGGCCAAAAUGACUUUUAAGAAUGUGGAUUUUUGGGUCAUCUUUGGCGCCCCCUAGAACGUAAACCGUGGGGUGCAGCAUCAUGAUUUUUACAACUUUGAAUGGGCAUGGGGUGUAGAUUGCCCUGAGCAAAUUUGGUAUCGGUGGGACGAAAGCCUUAGGAAGAGAUAGCCACAUUCCAAUGUGUGCGAAUCGGCAAAAAAUGCAAAAUAGCCCUUUAACCGUACAUUAUACAGAUACGCGCUCUCUGACUUUUUCGUAGAUCUAAUUGAGAUACACAUGAUUGUCAAUUUUUGUGUCAAUAUGACAAAGCGUUCAGGCGUGACACUCAACAAUGUGUAUUUUCAUGUAAGGGGACAAGAAAAAAUGGACUUUUUUCUCCUGCCAUGGGGGGGCGCUCUUUUGGCGAGUAAAAAUUCCUUCACAAAUGUGUUGAUGGCUGGACAUUGCAUCAUCCUAGAAAACUUGGAGGCCAGUGAGGACAAAAAUAAAAAGUUAUAAGACUUUUAAAUAUGUGGAUUUUUGGGUUAUCUUUGGCGCCCCCUAGAACCUAAACCGUGGGGUGCAGCGUCAUGAUUUGAAUAACUUUUAAUGGCCAUGGGGUGUAGAUUGGCCUGAGCAAAUGUGGUGCCGGUGGAACGAAAGCCUUAGGAGGAGUUAGCCACAUUCCAAUGUGUGCGGAUCGGCAAAAAAUGCGGAAUAACCCUUUAACCGUACAUUUGACAGAUACGCGCGCAUUGACUUUUUCGUAGAUCUUAUUGAGUUACAUGUGUGUGUCAAUUUUUGUGUCAUUUUGACAACGCGUAUAGGCGUGACACUCAACAAUGUGUAUUUUCACCUUAGGGGACAAGAAAAAAUUGACUUUUUUCUCCUGCCAUGGGGGGGCGCUCUUUUGGGGAGUAAAAAUUCCUUCACAAAUGUGUUGAUGGCUGGACAUUGCAUCAUCCUAGAAAACUUGGAGGCCAGUGAGGACAAAAAUAAAAAGUUAUAAGACUUUUAAAUAUGUGGAUUUUAGUGUUAUCUUUGGCGCCCCCUAGAACCUAAACCUUGGGGUGCAGCGUCAUGAUUUUGAUAACUUUUAAUGGCCACGGGGUGUAGAUUGGCCUGAGCAAAUGUGGUGCCGGUGGAACGAAAGCCUUCGGAGGAGUUAGCGAAAUUCCAAUGUGUGCGGAUCGGCAAAAAAUGCGAAAUAACCCUUUAACCGUAAUUUUGACAGAUACGGCCGCACUGACUUUUUUGUAGAUCUUAUUGAGAUACAUAUGUGUGUCAAUUUUUGUGUCAAUAUGACAAAGCGUACAGGCGUGACAGUCAAUAGUGUGAAUUUCCACCUUAGGGGGCGCUAUGGAGCCAUUUUGCAUUUUAUUGUUUGGGCGACUUCAGAAUAUCGAAUUUUUCACCAGGCCCGGUCGUCCUGCCAAAUUUCAUGAGUUUUCGCCAGUGGGAAGUGGGCCAUUUUCCAGUUCAAAGGGGAGGAAAAAGAAGAAACUAGGGCCCCGUUGGGGCACUGGCGGGCCCGAGCCGCGUUGCGCCGCCCCCAGUGCGACCGCCUCCCCCUCCCGAUCGCGUCACACUCAAGGUCCAAAGAUGGUGUGCGCACUUGUCUGUGGUCAUUUCCCAUUAUAAUGAAUGGGAGGCGCAGUUUCUACCAAAACACUCGCUGCAGACAAACUACAUGUCCUAUUUGAAAAAAGUGUGGACCAUGAGUGAGGGCACAAACACAGCUAGGAUAUAUCCAAACGGCAAGUUGCUCCUCGUUACGGUGUUGCCGGGAGAGCGAUGCGAUUGAGCCAUUGAGUGAUGGGCAGGAAAAACUUGACUGUUUCUCCUGCCAUGGGGGAUGGGGGAUGGGGGGGGGGGGGGGGGGAUGUGGAUUCUUUUAAGAAUGUGGAUAUUUGGGUCAUCUUUGGCGCCCCCUAGAACGUAAACCGUGGGGUGCAGCGUCAUGAUUUUUAAAACUUUGAAUGGCCAUGGGGUGUAGAUUGGCCUGAGCAAAUUUGGUGUCAGUGGGACGAAAGCCUUAGGAGGAGUUAGCCACAUUCCAAUGUGUGCUAAUCGGCAAAAAAUGCAAAAUAGCCCUUUAACCGUACAUUUUACAGAUACGCGCGCAUUGACUUUUUCGUAGAUCUUAUUGAGAUACAUGUGUGUGUCAAAUUUUGUGUCAAUAUGACAAAGCAUACAGGUAUGACAGUCAACAAUGUGUAUUUUCACCUUAUGGGACAAGAAAAAAUGGACUUUUUUCUCCUGCCAUGGGGGGGCGCUCUUUUGGGGAGUAAAAAUUCCUUCACAAAUGUGUUGAUGGCUGGACAUUGCAUCAUCCUAGAAAACUUGGAGGCCAGAGAGGACAAAAAUAAAAAGUUAUAAGACUUUUAAAUAUGUGGAUUUUUGGGUUAUCUUUGGCGCCCCCUAGAACCUAAACUGUGGGGUGCAGCGUCAUGAUUUGAAUAACUUUUAAUGGCCAUGGGGUGUAGAUUGGCCUGAGCAAAUGUGGUGCCGGUGGAACGAAAGCCUUCGGAGGAGUUAGCGAAAUUCCAAUGUGUGCGGAUCGGCAAAAAAUGCGCAAUAACCCUUUAACCGUACAUUUGACAGAUACGCCAGCACUGACUUUUUUGUAGAUCUUAUUGAGAUACAUGUGUGUGUCAAUUUUUGUGUAAUUUUGACAAAGCGUACAGGCGUGACAGUCAAUAGUGUGAAUUUUCACCUUAUGGGACAAGAAAAAAUGGACUUUUUUCUCCUGCCAUGGGGGGGCGCUCUUUUGGGGAGUAAAAAUUCCUUCACAAAUGUGUUGAUGGCUGGACAUUGCAUCAUCCUAGAAAACUUGGAGGCCAGUGAGGGCAAAAAUAAAAAGUUAUAAGACUUUGAAAUAUGUGGAUUUUAGGGUUAUUUUUGGCGCCCCCUAGAACCUAAACCGUGGGGUGCAGCGUCAUGAUUUGAAUAACUUUUAAUGGCCAUGGGGUGUAGAUUGGCCUGAGCAAAUGUGGUGCCGGUGGAACGAAAGCCUUCGGAGGAGUUAGCGAAAUUCCAAUGUGUGCGGAUCGGCAAAAAAUGCGCAAUAACCCUUUAACCGUACAUUUGACAGAUACGCCCGCACUGACUUUUUUGUAGAUCUUAUUGAGAUACAUGUGUGUGUCAAUUUUUGUGUCAUUUUGACAAAGCGUACAGGCGUGACAGUGAAUAGUGUGAAUUUUCACGUUAGGGGGCGCUAUGGAGCCAUUUUGCAUUUUCUUGUUUGGGCGACUUCGGAAUAUCAAAUUUUUCACCAGGCCCGGUCGUCCUGCCAAAUUUCAUGAGUUUUCGCCAGUGGGAAGUGGGCCAUUUUCCAGUUCAAAGGGGAGGAAAAAUAAUAAUAAUAAUAAUAACAAAAGAAGGAAACUACAGGAACAAGAGGGCUCUCGCAGCUGCUUAGCAGCUACGCUCGGGCCCUAAGAAAGAAAGAAAGAAAGAAAGAAAGAAACAAAGAAAAACCACUUGGGGAAUAAUAGGGCCUACGCCCGGCUGCUCUGCAGCUGGCUCGGGCCCUAAUAAUAACUAGGGCCCCGGUGGGGCACUGUCGGGCCCGAGCCGCGUCGCGCCGCCCCUAGCGCGACCGCCUCCCCCUCCCGAUCGCGUCACACUCAAGGUCCAAAGAUGGUGUGCGCACUUGUCUGUGGUCAUUUCCCAUUAUAAUGAAUGGGAGGCGCAGUUUCUACCAAAACACUCGCUGCAGACAAACUUCAUGUCCUAUUUGAAAAAAGUCUGGACCAUGAGUGAGGGCACAAACACAGCUAUGAUAUAUCGAAAUGGCAGGUUGCUCCUCCUUACGGUGUUGCCUGGAGAGCGAUGCGAUUGAGCCAUUGAGCGAUGGGCAGGGUUAACUUGACUUUUUCUCCUGCCUUGGGGGGGGAUGUGGAUUCCUUUAAGAAUGUGGAUUUUUGGGUCAUCUUUGGCGCCCCCUAGAACGUAAACCGUGGGGUGCAGCGUCAUGAUUUUUACAACUUUGAAUGGCCAUGGGGUGUAGAUUGGCCUGAGCAAAUUUGGUGUCAGUGGGACGAAAGCCUUAGGAGGAGUUAGCCACAUUCCAAUGUGUGCGAAUCGGCAAAAAAUGCAAAAUAGCCCUUUAACCGUACAUUUGACAGAUACGCGCGCAUUGACUUUUUUGUAGAUCUUAUUGAGAUACAUAUGUGUGUCAAUUUUUGUGUCAAUAUGAUAAAGCGUACAGGCGUGACAGUCAAUAGUGUGAAUUUCCACCUUAGGGGACAAGAAAAAAUUGACUUUUUUCUCCUGCCAUGGGGGGGCGCUCUUUUGGGGAGUAAAAAUUCCUUCACAAAUGUGUUGAUGGCUGGACAUUGCAUCAUCCUAGAAAACUUGGAGGCCAGUGAGGACAAAAAUAAAAAGUUAUAAGACUUUUAAAUAUGUGGAUUUUAGUGUUAUCUUUGGCGCCCCCUAGAACCUAAACCGUGGGGUGCAGCGUCAUGAUUUGAAUAACUUUUAAUGGCCAUGGGGUGUAGAUUGGCCUGAGCAAAUGUGGUGCCGGUGGAACGAAAGCCUUCGGAGGAGUUAGCGAAAUUCCAAUGUGUGCGGAUCGGCAAAAAAUGCGGAAUAACCCUUUAACCGUACAUUUGACAGAUACGCGCGCAUUGACUUUUUCGUAGAUCUUAUUGAGAUACAUGUGUGUGUCAAUUUUUGUGUCAUUUUGCCAAAGCGUACAGGUGUUACACUCAACAAUGUGUAUUUUCACCUUAGGGGACAAGAAAAAAUGGACUUUUUUCUCCUGCCAUGGGGGGGCGCUCUUUUAGGGAGUAAAAAUUCCUUCACAAAUGUGUUGAUGGCUGGACAUUGCAUCAUCCUAGAAAACUUGGAGGCCAGUGAGGACAAAAAUAAAAAGUUAUAAGACUUUUUAAAAAUUUGGAUUUUUGGGUUAUCUUUGGCGCCCCCUAGAACGUAAACCGUGGGGUGCAGCGUCAUGAUUUGAAUAACUUUUAAUGGCCAUGGGGUGUAAUUUGGCCUGAGCAAAUGUGGUGCCGGUGGAACGAAAGCCUUCGGAGGAGUUAGCGAAAUUCCAAUGUGUGCGAAUCGGCAAAAAAUGCGGAGUAACCCUUUAACCGUACAUUUGACAGAUACGCGCCCAUUGACUUUUUUGUAGAUCUUAUUGAGAUACAUGUGUGUGUCAAUUUUUGUGUCAUUUUGACAAAGCGUACAGGCGUGACACUCAACAAUGUGUAUUUUCACCUUAGGGGACAAGAAAAAAUGGACUUUUUUCUCCGGCCAUGGGGGGGCGCUCUUUUGGGGAGUAAAAAUUCCUUCACAAAUGUGUUGAUGGCUGGACAUUGCAUCAUCCUAGAAAACUUGGAGGCCAGUGAGGACAAAAAUAAAAAGUUAUAAGACUUUUAAAUAUGUGGAUUUUAGUGUUAUCUUUGGCGCCCCCUAGAACCUAAACCGUGGGGUGCAGCGUCAUGAUUUGAAUAACUUUUAAUGGCCAUGGGGUGUAGAUUGGCCUGAGCAAAUGUGGUGCCGGUGGAACGAAAGCCUUCGGAGGAGUUAGCGAAAUUCCAAUGUGUGCGGAUCGGCAAAAAAUGCGCAAUAACCCUUUAACCGUACAUUUGACAGAUACGCCCGCACUGACUUUUUUGUAGAUCUUAUUGAGAUACAUGUGUGUGUCAAUUUUUGUGUCAUUUUGACAAAGCGUACAGGCGUCAGGUGAAUUUUUCACCUUAGGGGGCGCUAUGGAGCCAUUUUGCAUUUUCUUGUUUGGGCGACUUCGGAAUAUCAAAUUUUUCACCAGGCCCGGUCGUCCUGCCAAAUUUCAUGAGUUUUCGCCAGUGGGAAGUGGGCCAUUUUCCAGUUCAAAGGGGAGGAAAAAUAACUAGGACCCCGGUGGGGCACUGUCGGGCCCGAGCCGCGUUGCGCCGCCCCCAGCGCGACCGCCUCCUCCUCCCGAUCGCGUCACACUCAAGGUCCAAAGAUGGUGUGCGCACUUGUCUGUGGUCAUUUCCCAUUAUAAUGAAUGGGAGGCGCAGUUUCUACCAAAACACUCGCUGCAGACAAACUACAUGUCCUAUUUGAAAAAAGUCUGGACCAUGAGUGAGGGCACAAACACAGCUAGGAUAUAUCCAAACGGCAAGUUGCUCCUCGUUACGGUGUUGCCGGGAGAGCGAUGCGAUUGAGCCAUUGAGUGAUGGGCAGGAAAAACUUGACUGUUUCUCCUGCCAUGGGGGAUGGGGGAUGGGGGAUGGGGGGGGGGGGGGGGAUGUGGAUUCUUUUAAGAAUGUGGAUAUUUGGGUAAUCUUUGGCGCCCCCUAGAACGUAAACCGUGGGGUGCAGCGUCAUGAUUUUUAAAACUUUGAAUGGCCAUGGGGUGUAGAUUGGCCUGAGCAAAUUUGGUGUCUGUGGGACGAAAGCCUUAGGAGGAGUUAGCCACAUUCCAAUGUGUGCUAAUCGGCAAAAAAUGCAAAAUAGCCCUUUAACCGUACAUUUUACAGAUACGCGCGCAUUGACUUUUUCGUAGAUCUUAUUGAGAUACAUGUGUGUGUCAAAUUUUGUGUCAAUAUGACAAAGCAUACAGGUAUGACAGUCAACAAUGUGUAUUUUCACCUUAUGGGACAAGAAAAAAUUGACUUUUUUCUCCUGCCAUGGGGGGGCGCUCUUUUGGGGAGUAAAAAUUCCUUCACAAAUGUGUUGAUGGCUGGACAUUGCAUCAUCCUAGAAAACUUGGAGGCCAGUGAGGGCAAAAAUAAAAAGUUAUAAGACUUUUAAAUAUGUGGAUUUUAGGGUUAUCUUUGGCGCCCCCUAGAACCUAAACCGUGGGGUGCAGCGUCAUGAUUUGAAUAACUUUUAAUGGCCAUGGGGUGUAGAUUGGCCUGAGCAAAUGUGGUGCCGGUGGAACGAAAGCCUUCGGAGGAGUUAGCGAAAUUCCAAUGUGUGCGGAUCGGCAAAAAAUGCGCAAUAACCCUUUAACCGUACAUUUGACAGAUACGCCCGCACUGACUUUUUUGUAGAUCUUAUUGAGAUACAUGUGUGUGUCAAUUUUUGUGUAAUUUUGACAAAGCGUACAGGCGUGACAGUCAAUAGUGUGAAUUUUCACCUUAUGGGACAAGAAAAAAUGGACUUUUUUCUCCUGCCAUGGGGGGGCGCUCUUUUGGGGAGUAAAAAUUCCUUCACAAAUGUGUUGAUGGCUGGACAUUGCAUCAUCCUAGAAAACUUGGAGGCCAGUGAGGGCAAAAAUAAAAAGUUAUAAGACUUUGAAAUAUGUGGAUUUUAGGGUUAUCUUUGGCGCCCCCUAGAACCUAAACCGUGGGGUGCAGCGUCAUGAUUUGAAUAACUUUUAAUGGCCAUGGGGUGUAGAUUGGCCUGAGCAAAUGUGGUGCCGGUGGAACGAAAGCCUUCGGAGGAGUUAGCGAAAUUCCAAUGUGUGCGGAUCGGCAAAAAAUGCGCAAUAACCCUUUAACCGUACAUUUGACAGAUACGCCCGCACUGACUUUUUUGUAGAUCUUAUUGAGAUACAUGUGUGUGUCAAUUUUUGUGUCAUUUUGACAAAGCGUAAAGGCGUCAGGUGAAUUUUUCACCUUAGGGGGCGCUAUGGAGCCAUUUUGCAUUGUAUUGUUUGGGCGACUUCAGAAUAUCAAAUUUUUCACCAGGCCCGGUCGUCCUGCCAAAUUUCAUGAGUUUUCGCCAGUGGGAAGUGGGCCAUUUUCCAGUUCAAAGGGGAGGAAAAAGAAAAAAGAAACAAAGAAAAACCACUUGGGGAAUAAUAGGGCUCUCGCAGCUGCUUAGCAGCUACGCUCGGGCCCUAAUAAUAACAAACUAGGGCCCCGUUGGGGCACUGGCGGGCCCGAGCCGCGUUGCGCCGCCCCCAGUGCGACCGCCUCCCCCUCCCGAUCGCGUCACACUCAAGGUCCAAAGAUGGUGUGCGCACUUGUCUGUGGUCAUUUCCCAUUAUAAUGAAUGGGAGGCGCAGUUUCUACCAAAACACUCGCUGCAGACAAACUACAUGUCCUAUUUGAAAAAAGUCUGGACCAUGAGUGAGGGCACAAACACAGCUAGGAUAUAUCCAAACGGCAAGUUGCUCCUCGUUACGGUGUUGCCGGGAGAGCGAUGCGAUUGAGCCAUUGAGUGAUGGGCAGGAAAAACUUGACUGUUUCUCCUGCCAUGGGGGAUGGGGGAUGGGGGAUGGGGGAUUGGGGGGGGGGAGGGAUGGGGAUUCUUUUAAGAAUGUGGAUAUUUGGGUCAUCUUUGGCGCCCCCUAGAACGUAAACCGUGGGGUGCAGCGUCAUGAUUUUUAAAACUUUGAAUGGCCAUGGGGUGUAGAUUGGCCUGAGCAAAUUUGAUGUCAGUGGGACGAAAGCCUUAGGAGCAGUUAGCCACAUUCCAAUGUGUGCUAAUCGGCAAAAAAUGCGGAAUAACCCUUUAACUGUACAUUUGCCAGAUACGCGCGCAUUGACUUUUUUGUAGAUCUUAUUGAGUUACAUGUGUGUGUCAAAUUUUGUGUCAAUAUGACAAAGCAUACAGGUAUGACAGUCAACAAUGUGUAUUUUCACCUUAUGGGACAAGAAAAAAUGGACUUUUUUCUCCUGCCAUGGGGGGGCGCUCUUUUGGGGAGUAAAAAUUCCUUCACAAAUGUGUUGAUGGCUGGACAUUGCAUCAUCCUAGAAAACUUGGAGGCCAGAGAGGACAAAAAUAAAAAGUUAUAAGACUUUUAAAUAUGUGGAUUUUAGGGUUAUCUUUGGCGCCCCCUAGAACCUAAACCGUGGGGUGCAGCGUCAUGAUUUGAAUAACUUUUAAUGGCCAUGGGGUGUAGAUUGGCCUGAGCAAAUGUGGUGCCAGUGGAACGAAAGCCUUCGGAGGAGUUAGCGAAAUUCCAAUGUGUGCGGAUCGGCAAAAAAUGCGCAAUAACCCUUUAACCGUACAUUUGACAGAUACGCCCGCACUGACUUUUUUGUAGAUCUUAUUGAGAUACAUGUGUGUGUCAAUUUUUGUGUAAUUUUGACAAAGCGUACAGGCGUGACAGUCAAUAGUGUGAAUUUUCACCUUAUGGGACAAGAAAAAAUGGACUUUUUUCUCCUGCCAUGGGGGGGCGCUCUUUUGGGGAGUAAAAAUUCCUUCACAAAUGUGUUGAUGGCUGGACAUUGCAUCAUCCUAGAAAACUUGGAGGCCAGUGAGGGCAAAAAUAAAAAGUUAUAAGACUUUGAAAUAUGUGGAUUUUAGGGUUAUCUUUGGCGCCCCCUAGAACCUAAACCGUGGGGUGCAGCGUCAUGAUUUGAAUAACUUUUAAUGGCCAUGGGGUGUAGAUUGGCCUGAGCAAAUGUGGUGCCGGUGGAACGAAAGCCUUCGGAGGAGUUAGCGAAAUUCCAAUGUGUGCGGAUCGGCAAAAAAUGCGCAAUAACCCUUUAACCGUACAUUUGACAGAUACGCCCGCACUGACUUUUUUGUAGAUCUUAUUGAGAUACAUGUGUGUGUCAAUUUUUGUGUCAUUUUGACAAAGCGUACCGGCGUGACAGUGAAUAGUGUGAAUUUUCACCUUAGGGGGCGCUAUGGAGCCAUUUUGCAUUUUCUUGUUUGGGCGACUUCGGAAUAUCAAAUUUUUCACCAGGCCCGGUUGUCCUGCCAAAUUUCAUGAGUUUUCGCCAGUGGGAAGUGGGCCAUUUUCCAGUUCAAAGGGGAGGAAAAAUAAUAAUAAUAACAAAAGAAGGAAACUACAGGAACAAGAGGGCUCUCGCAGCUGCUUAGCAGCUACGCUCGGGCCCUAACUAGGACCCCGUUGGGGCACUGGCGGGCCCGAGCUGUGUCGCGUCCCCCCCCAACGCGCUGCCUCCCCGUCCCAUUUGUGUCCUCUGGCCAUCGCCCUCUCUGGUAACGCCCAUCACUGCAAAGACCCUUUUCCUUCAUCGGCGUUUGCUGUUCUUCCUGCCAGUGCGUGUUGCUUUCACUUACACUUGCCACAGCCAGCCUCGUGAGUGCCUAGCCUAUUGGAUAUCACUGUCACCUACACAGGACAGUCAUUACCUUUCUAUUAAUACUUUGUUUUUUAAUUUCACAUUAAUUUCCAUAUUGUAUAAACAACUGGAAAAAACUUGAGCCCCUGCCCCUGUAUAAUCAUGUGCAGGUCUCUGUUCUAGCUCUAAGGUGAAUCUUCACUGCUCAUGUUCUCCUCAGAAGCAGUCACCUCACUCCCCUCAGGUUACUGUACACAUGCACCAACUACCUGCUUCAGGUUUGGAUGGAGCUUCAUGGUUGUCUUUUGGAGAAAUGACCAGUCAAGUUGUGUUUGAAAUUUGAUUUUUUUCAGGGGCAAAAGGAGCCUCUGCAUUGUUGUCAAAUAUGUAAAUAGCAUGUUUUUGCAGGUGCUAAAAACCAGACUCUGAGUGUGUGUGUGUGUGUGCGUGUGUGUGUGUGUCUGUGUGUGCGUUCAAGUCACAUGACAUAUUUAACCGGAUGUAGCUGCAAGAGGGAGCCUCGUUGACUCUCCGUUUCAAUUUAUCUCAAAAGUGAGGACCUCAACCUAUAUACCAGUUUUUAAAUUGUGUUGAUAGGCCAAAUAAAACCAGAGUUAUGAUAAAUUAUGUCCGCGAUACUUGUUUUCUGCUUAUUUUGAUCACGUUCGGCGCUCGAUCGCGCUGUAUGAGACAGGAAAACAUAGCAUGCAGACAUUAGCGACAGGUCUUACAGGCGGAAAAGGCUUGCCAAAGGAAAAAAAAUACACACCACAACAUCUCUCCUAUUGGUGGAAAACUUCACCACAACAACCAAUCCAAAAUUAUAUGGUGACUGAUUGACAAGGGGCGGGAACUUACGUUCUUCCUGCAAUAUGAGAAGGGAGGGAGGGACUCUCAGCAGGGAUGCAGUCUGGGACACGUAGUUGCAAACCUAGCGACUUUGUUGUUAGAUUCAAUGACUUUUCAGACCCCCUAACGACUUUUUUUUAGAAAGAAAGGGACUUUUAUCGACUUCUUCUGGAGUUUAGAGACUCUGACAUGAAGCAGGCUUUCCUUACUGAGGAGUUAGCAACGCUGCUAAGGGUGCAGAGCCACACAUGCGCUCAGAGCUCUGCAUGGGAGACUGAAGCUGACAGAGCUGCAGCAGUUAGCAGGUUUCACCCUCAGAGACCACCAGGGGUUCAUGUUGAGGCAUUUUAAUUUUUUUUUUUUUUUUGUGCCAUAGACACUGUCAGCACAAUCUGCAGUUACACUAACAAAAAUGCUGCAAAAAACAAAGAAUUAUGGAAAAAUUACACAUGGACUGACAUAGAGGAGGAUCUACACAAGUUUUUUACAUCAUGUUUUACAUCAUGCAUCAUUUACAUCAUGUUUUUUUUGUAGUGGCAUAAAUAAAAAGUGACAUUUGUGAGACUAUACAGUGUUUUGUAAAUAAUUUUACAAAGAACGCCUGGGCCAUUGCCUGCAUUUUGAUGUAAAUAGAGGUAAAUUACUAUGUUCUUUGUUAAAAAUUUGCAUAUGUUUUGAAGUUUACAAUUUUUAUUUGAAGUUUAAGUUUUAAAAACAGUUCAUCACACAUAUUUGUGGUUUAAUUUCACAUUAAUUUCCAUAUUGUAUAAAUGACUGGAAAAAACUUGAGCCCCUGCCCCUGUAUAAUCAUGUGCACGUCCCUGUUCUAGCUCCAAGGUGAAUCUUCACUGCUCAUGUUCUCCUCAGAAAUAGUCACCUCACUCCCCUCAGGUUACUGUACACAUGCACCAACUAUCUGCUUCAGGUUUGAAAUGGAGCUUCAUGGUUGUCUUUUGGGGAAAUGAGCAGUCAAGUUGUGUUUGAAAUUUGAUUUUUUUCAGGGGCAAAAGGAAGCCUCUGCAUUCUUGUCAAAUAUGUAAACAGCAUGUUUUUGCAGGUGCUAAAAAACAAACUCUGAGUGUGUGUGUGUGUGUGUCUGUGUGUGUGUGUGUGUGUAUGUUGGCAUGUGUGUAUAUGUGUGUGUAUCCUGCAGUACUCUGUACUCCUGCAGUGGCCAAAAAGACUUUUAAGAAUGUGGAUUUUUGGGUCAUCUUUGGCGCCCCCUAGAACUGCAGUACUCUGUACUCCUGCAGUGGCCAAAAUGACUUUUAAGAAUGUGGAUUUUUGGGUCAUCUUUGGCGCCCCCUAGAACUGCAGUACUCUGUACUCCUGCAGUGGCCAAAAUGACUUUUAAGAAUGUGGAUUUUUGGGUCAUCUUUGGUGCCCCCUAGAACGUAAACCGUGGGGUGCAGCGUCAUGAUUUUUACAACUUUGAAUGGGCAUGGGGUGUAGAUUGCCCUGAGCAAAUUUGGUAUCGGUGGGACGAAAGCCUUAGGAGGAGAUAGCCACAUUCCAAUGUGUGCGAAUCGGCAAAAAAUGCAAAAUAGCCCUUUAACCGUACAUUAUACAGAUACGCGCUCUUUGACUUUUUCGUAGAUCUAAUUGAGAUACACAUGAUUGUCAAUUUUUGUGUCAAUAUGACAAAGCGUUCAGGUGUGACACUCAACAAUGUGUAUUUUUAUGUAAGGGGACAAGAAAAAAUUGACUUUUUUCUCCUACCAUGGGGGGCGCUCUUUUGGGGAGUAAAAAUUCCUUCACAAAUGUGUUGAUGGCUGGACAUUGCAUCAUCCUAGAAAACUUGGAGGCCAGUGAGGACAAAAAUAAAAAGUUAUAAAACAUUUAAGAAUGUGGAUUUUUGGGUUAUUUUUGGCGCCCCCUAGAACCUAAACCCUGGGGUGCAGCAUCAUGAUUUGAAUAACUUUUAAUGGCCAUGGGGUGUAGAUUGGCCUGAGCAAAUGUGGUGCCGGUGGAACGAAAGCCUUCGGAGGAGUUAGCGAAAUUCCAAUGUGUGCGUAUCGGCAAAAAAUGCGGAAUAACCCUUUAACUGUACAUUUGACAGAUACGCGCGCAUGGACUUUUUUGUAGAUCUUAUUGAGUUACAUGUGUGUGUCAAUUUUUGUGUCAUUUUGACAAAGCGUAUAGGCGUGACACUCAACAAUGUGUAUUUUCACCUUAGGGGACAAGAAAAAAUGGACUUUUUUCUCCUGCCAUGGGGGGGCGCUCUUUUGGGGAGUAAAAAUUCCUUCACAAAUGUGUUGAUGGCUGGACAUUGCAUCAUCCUAGAAAACUUGGAGGCCAGUGAGGACAAAAAUAAAAAGUUAUAAGACUUUUAAAUAUGUGGAUUUUAGUGUUAUCUUUGGCGCCCCCUAGAACCUAAACCUUGGGGUGCAGCGUCAUGAUUUUGAUAACUUUUAAUGGCCACGGGGUGUAGAUUGGCCUGAGCAAAUGUGGUGCCGGUGGAACGAAAGCCUUCGGAGGAGUUAGCGAAAUUCCAAUGUGUGCGGAUCGGCAAAAAAUGCGAAAUAACCCUUUAACCGUAAUUUUGACAGAUACGGCUGCACUGACUUUUUUGUAGAUCUUAUUGAGAUACAUAUGUGUGUCAAUUUUUGUGUCAAUAUGACAAAGCGUACAGGCGUGACAGUCAAUAGUGUGAAUUUCCACCUUAGGGGGCGCUAUGGAGCCAUUUUGCAUUUUAUUGUUUGGGCGACUUCAGAAUAUCGAAUUUUUCACCAGGCCCGGUCGUCCUGCCAAAUUUCAUGAGUUUUCGCCAGUGGGAAGUGGGCCAUUUUCCAGUUCAAAGGGGAGGAAAAAGAAGAAAGAAAGAAAGAAAGAAAGAAACAAAGAACUAGGGCCCCGUUGGGGCACUGGCGGGCCCGAGCCGUGUCGCGCCGCCCCCAGCGCGACCGCCUACCCCUCCCGAUCGCGUCACACUCAAGGUCCAAAGAUGGUGUGCGCACUUGUCUGUGGUCAUUUACCAUUAUAAUGAAUGGGAUGCGCAGUUUCUACCAAAACGCUCGCUGCAGACAAACUCCAUGUCCUUUUUGAAAAAAGUCUGGACCAUGAGUGAGGGCACAAACACAGCUAGUAUAUAUCCAAAUGGCAAGUUGCUCCUCCUUUCCGUUUUGCCGAGAGAGCGAUGCGAUUGAGCCAUUGAGUGAUGGGCAGGAAAAACUUGACUGUUUCUCCUGCCAUGGGGGCUGGGGGAUGGGGGGAGGAUGUGGAUUCUUUUAAGAAUGUGGAUAUUUGGGUCAUCUUUGGCGCCCCCUAGAACGUAAACCGUGGGGUGCAGCGUCAUGAUUUUUACAACUUUGAAUGGCCAUGGGGUGUAGAUUGGCCUGAGCAAAUUUGGUGUCAGUGGGACGAAAGCCUUAGGAGGAGUUAGCCACAUUCCAAUGUGUGCGAAUCGGCAAAAAGUGCAAAAUAGCCCUCUAACCGUACAUUUGACAGAUACGCACCCAUUGACUUUUUCGUAGAUCUUAUUGAGAUACACGUGAUUGUCAAAUUUUGUGUCAAUAUGACAAAGCAUACAGGUGUCACACUCAACAAUGUGAAUUUUCACCUUACGGGACAAGAAAAAAUGGACUUUUUUCUCCUGCCAUGGGGGGGCGCUCUUUUGGGGAGUAAAAAUUCCUUCACAAAUGUGUUGAUGGCUGGACAUUGCAUCAUCCUAGAAAACUUGGAGGCCAGUGAGGACAAAAAUAAAAAGUUAUAAGACUUUGAAAUAUGUGGAUUUUAGGGUUAUCUUUGGCGCCCCCUAGAACCUAAACCGUGGGGUCCAGCGUCAUGAUUUGAAUAAAUUUUAAUGGCCAUGGGGUGUAGAUUGGCCUGAGCAAAUGUGGUGCCGGUGGAACGCCAGCCUUAGGAGGAGUUAGCGAAAUUCCAAUGUGUGCGGAUCAGCAAAAAAUGCGGAAUAACCCUUGAACCGUACAUUUGACAGAUACGCGCGCAUUUACUUUUUCGUAGAUCUUAUUGAGAUACAUGUGUGUGUCAAAUUUUGUGUCAAUAUGACAAAGCGUACAGGCGUGACACUCAACAAUGUGUAUUUUCACCUUAGGGGACAAGAAAAAAUGGACUUUUUUCUCCUGCCAUGGGGGGGCGCUCUUUUGGGGAGUAAAAAUUCCUUCACAAAUGUGUUGAUGGCUGGACAUUGCAUCAUCCUAGAAAACUUGGAGGCCAGUGAGGGCAAAAAUAAAAAGUUAUAAGACUUUUAAAAAUGUGGAUUUUUGGGUUAUCUUUGGCGCCCCCUAGAACGUAAACCGUGGGGUGCAGCGUCAUGAUUUGAAUAACUUUUAAUGGCCAUGGGGUGUAGAUUGGCCUGAGCAAAUGUGGUGCCGGUGGAACGAAAGCCUUCGGAGGAGUUAGCGAAAUUCCAAUGUGUGCGGAUCGGCAAAAAAUGCGCAAUAACCCUUUAACCGUACAUUUGACAGAUACGCCCGCACUGACUUUUUUGUAGAUCUUAUUGAGAUACAUGUGUGUGUCAAUUUUUGUGUCAUUUUGACAAAGCGUACAGGCGUCAGGUGAAUUUUUCACCUUAGGGGGCGCUAUGGAGCCAUUUUGCAUUGUAUUGUUUGGGCGACUUCAGAAUAUCAAAUUUUUCACCAGGCCCGGUCGUGCUGCCAAAUUUCAUGAGUUUUCGCCAGUGGGAAGUGGGCCAUUUUCCAGUUCAAAGGGGAGGAAAAAGAAACUAGGACCCCGGUGGGGCACUGUCGGGCCCGAGCCGCGUUGCGCCGCCCCCAGCGCGACCGCCUCCUCCUCCCGAUCGCGUCACACUCAAGGUCCAAAGAUGGUGUGCGCACUUGUCUGUGGUCAUUUCCCAUUAUAAUGAAUGGGAGGCGCAGUUUCUACCAAAACACUCGCUGCAGACAAACUACAUGUCCUAUUUGAAAAAAGUCUGGACCAUGAGUGAGGGCACAAACACAGCUAGGAUAUAUCCAAACGGCAAGUUGCUCCUCGUUACGGUGUUGCCGGGAGAGCGAUGCGAUUGAGCCAUUGAGUGAUGGGCAGGAAAAACUUGACUGUUUCUCCUGCCAUGGGGGAUGGGGGAUGGGGGAUGGGGGGGGGGGGGGGGGAUGUGGAUUCUUUUAAGAAUGUGGAUAUUUGGGUCAUCUUUGGCGCCCCCUAGAACGUAAACCGUGGGGUGCAGCGUCAUGAUUUUUAAAACUUUGAAUGGCCAUGGGGUGUAGAUUGGCCUGAGCAAAUUUGGUGUCUGUGGGACGAAAGCCUUAGGAGGAGUUAGCCACAUUCCAAUGUGUGCUAAUCGGCAAAAAAUGCAAAAUAGCCCUUUAACCGUACAUUUUACAGAUACGCGCGCAUUGACUUUUUCGUAGAUCUUAUUGAGAUACAUGUGUGUGUCAAAUUUUGUGUCAAUAUGACAAAGCAUACAGGUAUGACAGUCAACAAUGUGUAUUUUCACCUUAUGGGACAAGAAAAAAUGGACUUUUUUCUCCUGCCAUGGGGGGGCGCUCUUUUGGGGAGUAAAAAUUCCUUCACAAAUGUGUUGAUGGCUGGACAUUGCAUCAUCCUAGAAAACUUGGAGGCCAGUGAGGGCAAAAAUAAAAAGUUAUAAGACUUUUAAAUAUGUGGAUUUUAGGGUUAUCUUUGGCGCCCCCUAGAACCUAAACCGUGGGGUGCAGCGUCAUGAUUUGAAUAACUUUUAAUGGCCAUGGGGUGUAGAUUGGCCUGAGCAAAUGUGGUGCCGGUGGAACGAAAGCCUUCGGAGGAGUUAGCGAAAUUCCAAUGUGUGCGGAUCGGCAAAAAAUGCGCAAUAACCCUUUAACCGUACAUUUGACAGAUACGCCCGCACUGACUUUUUUGUAGAUCUUAUUGAGAUACAUGUGUGUGUCAAUUUUUGUGUAAUUUUGACAAAGCGUACAGGCGUGACAGUCAAUAGUGUGAAUUUUCACCUUAUGGGACAAGAAAAAAUGGACUUUUUUCUCCUGCCAUGGGGGGGCGCUCUUUUGGGGAGUAAAAAUUCCUUCACAAAUGUGUUGAUGGCUGGACAUUGCAUCAUCCUAGAAAACUUGGAGGCCAGUGAGGGCAAAAAUAAAAAGUUAUAAGACUUUGAAAUAUGUGGAUUUUAGGGUUAUCUUUGGCGCCCCCUAGAACCUAAACCGUGGGGUGCAGCGUCAUGAUUUGAAUAACUUUUAAUGGCCAUGGGGUGUAGAUUGGCCUGAGCAAAUGUGGUGCCGGUGGAACGAAAGCCUUCGGAGGAGUUAGCGAAAUUCCAAUGUGUGCGGAUCGGCAAAAAAUGCGCAAUAACCCUUUAACCGUACAUUUGACAGAUACGCCCGCACUGACUUUUUUGUAGAUCUUAUUGAGAUACAUGUGUGUGUCAAUUUUUGUGUCAUUUUGACAAAGCGUAAAGGCGUCAGGUGAAUUUUUCACCUUAGGGGGCGCUAUGGAGCCAUUUUGCAUUGUAUUGUUUGGGCGACUUCAGAAUAUCAAAUUUUUCACCAGGCCCGGUCGUCCUGCCAAAUUUCAUGAGUUUUCGCCAGUGGGAAGUGGGCCAUUUUCCAGUUCAAAGGGGAGGAAAAAGAAAAAAGAAACAAAGAAAAACCACUUGGGGAAUAAUAGGGCUCUCGCAGCUGCUUAGCAGCUACGCUCGGGCCCUAAAAAGAAACAAAGAAAAACCACUUGGGGAAUAAUAGGGCUCUCGCAGCUGCUUAGCAGCUACGCUCGGGCCCUAACUAGGACCCCGUUGGGGCACUGGCGGGCCCGAGCCGUGUCGCCCCCCCCCCCCCCGUGCUGCCUUCCCGUCCCAUUUGUGUCCUCUGGCCAUCGCCCUCUCUGGUAACGCCCAUCACUGCAAAGACCCUUUUCCUUCAUCGGCGUUUGCUGUUCUUCCUGCCAGUGCGUGUUGCUUUCACUUACACUUGCCACAGCCAGCCUCGUGAGUGCCUAGCCUAUUGGAUAUCACUGUCACCUACACAGGACAGUCAUUACCUUUCUAUUAAUACUUUGUGUUUUAAUUUCACAUUAAUUUCCAUAUUGUAUAAACGACUGGAAAAAACUUGAGCCCCUGCCCCUGUAUAAUCAUGUGCAUGUCUCUGUUCUAGCACCAAGGUGAAUCUUCACUGCUCAUGUUCUCCUCAGAAGCACUCACCUCACUCCCCUCAGGUUAUUGUACACAUGCACCAACUGCCUGCUUCAGGUUUGGAUGGAGCUUCAUGGUUGUCUUUUGGAGAAAUGACCAGUCAAGUUGUGUUUGAAAUUUGAUUUUUUUCAGGGGCAAAAGGAGCCUCUGCAUUCUUGUCAAAUAUGUAAAUAGCAUGUUUUUGCAGGUGCUAAAAACCAGACUCUGAGUGUGUGUGUGUGUGUGUGUGUGUGUGUGUGUGUGUGUGUGUGUGUGUGUGUGUGUGUGUGUGUGUGUGUGUGUGUGUCUGUGUGUGCGUUCAAGUCACAUGACAUAUUUAACCGGAUGUAGCUGCAAGACGGAGCCUCGUUGACUCUCCGUUUCAACUUAUCUCAAAAGUGAGGACCUCAACCUAUAUACCAGUUUUUAAAUUGUGUUGAUAGGCCAAAUAAAACCAAAGUUAUGAUAAAUUAUGUCCGCGAUACUUUUUUUCUGCUUAUUUUGAUCACGUUCGGCGCUCGAUCGCGCUGUAUGAGACAGGAAAACAUAGCAUGCAGACAUUAGCGACAGGUCUUACAGGCGGAAAAGGCUUGCCAAAAGAAAAAAAAAACACACCACAACAUCUCUCCUAUUGGUGGAAAACUUCACCACAACAACCAAUCCAAAAUUAUAUGGUGACUGAAUGACAAGGGGCGGGCGCUUACGUUCUUCCUGCAACAUGAGAAGGGAGGGAGGGACUCUCAGCAGGGAUGCAGUCUGGGACACGUAGUUGCAAACCUAGCGACUUUGUUGUUAGAUUCAAUGACUUUUCAGACCCCCUAACGACUUUUUUUUAGAAAGAAAGGGACUUUUAUCGACUUCUUCUGGAGUUUAGAGACUCUGACAUGAAGCAGGCUUUCCUUACUGAGGAGUUAGCAACGCUGCUAAGGGUGCAGAGCCACACAUGCGCUCAGAGCUCUGCAUGGGAGACUGAAGCUGACAGAGCUGCAGCAGUUAGCAGGUUUCACCCUCAGAGACCACCAGGGGUUCAUGUUGAGGAAUUUUAAUUUUUUUCUUUUUUGUGCCAUAGACACUGUCAGCACAAUCUGCAGUUACACUAACAAAAAUGCUGCAAAAAACAAAGAAUUAUGGAAAAAUUACACAUGGACUGACAUAGAGGAGGAUCUACACAAGUUUUUUACAUCAUGUUUUACAUCAUGCAUCAUUUACAUCAUGUUUUUUUGUAGUGGCAUAAAUAAAAAGUGACAUUUGUGAGACUAUACAGUGUUUUGUAAAUAAUUUUACAAAGAACGCCUGGGCCAUUGCCUGCAUUUUGAUGUAAAUAGAGGUAAAUCACUAUGUUCUUUGUUAAAAAUUUGCAUAUGUUUUGAAGUUUACAAUUUUUAUUUGAAGUUUAAGUUUUAAAAACAGUUCAUCACACCUAUUUGUGGUUUUCACAGUAAAAAUGUUACUUUUUUCCACUCGGAUUUUAUGUUUUGUGUGUGAAUUUGGGUCCAUUGUGUAAAUUCAGUAUGUCAACAUGAUAAAAUAACUGUAAAUUCGCACAGGUGAGGUUGUGCUGAAAAAAAUGAUACCAGGCAAGGCACGUGAUUGUCAAAUUUUGUGUCAAUAUGACAAAGCGUAUAGGCGUGAAUCUCAACAAUAUGUAUUUUCACCUUAGGGGACAAGAAAAAAUGGACUUUUUUCUCCUGCCAUGGGGAGGCGCUCUUUUGGGGAGUAAAAAUUCCUUCACAAAUGUGUUGAUGGCUGGACAUUGCAUCAUCCUAGAAAACUUGGAGGCCAGUGAGGACAAAAAUAAAAAGUUAUAAGUCUUUUAAAUAUGUGGAUUUUAGGGUUGUCUUUGGCGCCCCCUAGAACCUAAACCGUGGGGUGCAGCGUCAUGAUUUGAAUAACUUUUAAUGGCCAUGGGGUGUAGAUUGGCCCGAGCAAAUGUGGUGCCGGUGGACAGAAAGCCUUCGGAGGAGUUAGCGAAAUUCCAAUGUGUGCGGAUCGGCAAAAAAUGCGGAAUAACCCUUUAACCGUACAUUUGACAGAUACGCGCGCAUUGACUUUUUCGUAGAUCUUAUUGAGAUACACGUGAUUGUCAAAUUUUGUGUCAAUAUGACAAAGCGUAUAGGCGUGACACUCAACAAUGUGUAUUUUCACCUUAGGGGACAAGAAAAAAUGGACUUUUUUCUCCUGCCAUGGGGGGGCGCUCUUUUGGGGAGUAAAAAUUCCUUCACAAAUGUGUUGAUGGCUGGACAUUGCAUCAUCCUAGAAAACUUGGAGGCCAGUGAGGACAAAAUUAAAAAGUUAAAAGACUUUUAAAUAUGUGGAUUUUAGUGUUAUCUUUGGCGCCCCCUAGAACCUAAACCUUGGGGUGCAGCGUCAUGAUUUUGAUAACUUUUAAUGGCCACGGGGUGUAGAUUGGCCUGAGCAAAUGUGGUGCCGGUGGAACGAAAGCCUUCGGAGGAGUUAGCGAAAUUCCAAUGUGUGCGGAUCGGCAAAAAAUGCGAAAUAACCCUUUAACCGUAAUUUUGACAGAUACGGCCGCACUGACUUUUUUGUAGAUCUUAUUGAGAUACAUAUGUGUGUCAAUUUUUGUGUCAAUAUGACAAAGCGUACAGGCGUGACAGUCAAUAGUGUGAAUUUCCACCUUAGGGGGCGCUAUGGAGCCAUUUUGCAUUUUAUUGUUUGGGCGACUUCAGAAUAUCGAAUUUUUCACCAGGCCCGGUCGUCCUGCCAAAUUUCAUGAGUUUUCGCCAGUGGGAAGUGGGCCAUUUUCCAGUUCAAAGGGGAGGAAAAAGAAGAAAGAAAGAAACAAAGAAAAACCCCUUGGGGAAUAAUAGGGCUCUCGCAGCUGCUUAGCAGCUACGCUCGGGCCCUAAAAACCACUUGGGGAAUAAUAGGGCCUACGCCCGGCUGCUCUGCAGCUGGCUCGGGCCCUAAUAACAAAAGAAGGAAACAUGCAGGAACAAGAGGGCUCUCGCAGCUGCUUAGCAGCUACGCUCGGGCCCUAAGAAGAAUCCAUCAGGAAUAAUAGGGCUCUCGCAGCUGCUUAGCAGCUACGCUCGGGCCCUAAUGAUCCACUGAUAUUAGUAAGAAUUUCAAAGGGUCAAAUUCUUAACCAAACUGUGAUUUUUACACAUACUCCUACAUUUACCAUGCUACUAAAUGACAUUACAUUAGACUCAUCCUUUGUCUUGACAAUUGUCGUUGUUUCAGUCAGCCAACUUCAAUGUAUGAUGGGCUUUAACAUUAGCGUUUCAUUUUUUUAAAGACUGUCUUAAUGUAGAAAAUGUACCAGAACAUUAUAUAAAAGUGACCACAAACCAUAAAACUGACAGACAGGAAUUAUAACUGUAAACAGUUCUGUCUGUGUUGGUUAACAUGACAGGACCUAAAAAUGAUUAAAUGAACAUAAUAACUUAUUCACAACUGUGAGAAUGGUGCAAGAAAUUUUUACAUCUGUUAUUUUCUCACAGAGAAAACAACAGGUCUUUAGGUUUAAUACAGUUGUUUUAUUGUUUUGAAGUGUGGUUAGUAACAUGGCUACCGUUUAAGAAGUAAAUAUCAGUGUUAGCCUACAACAUCACAGAAGUAUUUGGGGGGACUUUGGGGGGGGGGGGUUGAUUAACAAAGGGACUUACCAGCAGGCACACAUGUCACAACUUAUGUCACAACCCUGACAUUAUUUCCUCAAACUGUCUUUACUUCCUGAAAUUCACAUUUGAUACUGUGCAUUUACAGGACAAGUCUAGAGUGUAAAACAAACCAAUCUCAUCUUCCUCAUAUUAUUUGAUUCUUUAAAUGAAAUGGAAAAAACUGUGAUACACAUCAUCCUCUUUGGAGUCAUUGCAGGUAAGUCAUCACCUCACACUUCAGCACGUAUAUUAAAAUUUUAUUCCUGCUGUGUUCAUCCAGGAAGGUGUUGCAGAAGGUUGUGCAAAUUUUUCAUUAAAAAUGACACAGAUAUAUUUUGUUCUAGUAAAUAGCUUUGGAUAAAACAUCCUUUUCAAUUAUAUAUUUUGUAAAUGAUAUGAAUGAAAAAUAAAUAUGCAAAGCAGCAAGUAGAGAUUCAGCCAACUCUUAAAGGACUUUAAAAACUAAAUCAACUUAAAUUUAAUUUUUUUAUUUUACUUAACAAAUUUCCAUUGUGUUCAUUAAAAACAAAUGCUUUUAAAACAAAUGUUUUUACUAAAAAUGUUUUGUUUCAUUUUAAUUCAAGAACAUGGUUAUCUUCAAUCUUUGUUGAAAUCACUGAAUAAAAAUUUGAUCAAAUCAUAAAAACAUUGACAAACUGAAAUACUAUUGACUUCCUUCAUUCAUCACACCUGUUUGUGUGUUUAAAUGCCUUCAGCAGAGAUCUUCUCAGACCUGUUUUUGUCUCUUCUAGGUGUAACCUAUGGAGUUGGUAUAUUACCAGACAGUCUGGAUGCAGCUGUUGGGGGGAAAGUGGAUUUCACCACAACACUGAGCCCAACAGAAAUCCCAUUCAUAAACAUUCGCUGGAAGUUUGGUGAUAAAGUUAUAAUCACUUCAAAUGUUAUUAACCAAACUGGAGAAGGAUAUGAGGACAGGAUCACCAUCUUCCCCUCUACUGGAUCUCUGGAGCUCAGGAAUCUGAGAGUUGAUGAUAGCGGAGAAUACUCAGUUAGGAUUUUAAUGGUUGGAGUGAAUGAGCCUGAGGGCACAACAACACUACGAGUUCAUGGUGAGCAAAUGUUUCACAUGUAUCUUUCAAAGUAUUAAUUAGUGAUUAUACACAGCAAAUGAUUAAGAAAUAUGUGAAUAUUAAACUUGUAAGGGGUUUCAUUUAGGGUCUUAAAAUAAACUUGCAAGCUUGAAAAUAACUCAGAAUCUAAAGACAGUUGUAGAGUUUUGAUCUUUUGAUUGUGAAGGAUCUUGUUUUUGGCUAAAAUUGUUGAUCAGAUCUGAUGAAACAACACCCUCAAAAUGUUUUAAUGAUCCAUUUCUGUGUGGCCCUAAAGUGUUAAAACUCUGAUGAGGACCUUUAAGUGUAAGAUCAAACAUUUCUAAUAUAUGUUAUAUGUUAUGUCAAUGUUUAGUCAGUUCCUUUUUAUAAGCAAUAGACUGUAUGGUGAUAAUUAAACUAUUCUAAAUCCCCAAAUAUUUUCUUCUUUUUUUAACAAAAAGUUUCAAAAUAAUCACAAGUCAAAUUCAACACAAACAUUUCAUAUUUCUGUCUCAGACCAGAUGACUAAAGAUAUGAAGGCACAGUAAAAUGAUACACAGACUCCAGUGUAAAGAUAUCACAGUGACAUGUGGUUCAAAGCUCAAACAUUUGUGGUCAAACUAAUGUUUCACAGAUGGAGAAACACUGACAGACUUAAAGUGCAUCACCAUGAAAACUUAAGGCUGAGUUCUUACUGACUGUGGUAGUUCAAAGCUUUCGGUCAGAUAAUUUCAAAGAAGUUUUGUUCUCAUAUUUAGUUCAGACUUUCUGAUGGUGUGAAAUUGGACUGCUGUGCACUCUGUUAAAAAUGGUCACUGCAGUUUCCCUCUGCUCUGCUUUUGUUAAACGGUAAAAAUAAAAAACAUUUUCUUUCUCACAGUGCCAAUCACUGAUGUUGAAGUCAGUGCCAGCAGCACAGACGUAGUGGAGGGUAGCUCGGUGCGUCUCUCCUGCUCCGUCACCUCUGGAUCCUCCCCCUCUUUUCUCUGGAUGAACGGCUCCUCUGAGGUCACAGCCAGUGACAGAGUCCAGUUCGCUGAUGAAGACUCCACUCUCACCAUUACUCCUGUGAUCCACUAUGAUCAGGGGAAUUAUAGUUGUUUUGUGUCCAGUCUUGUCAGUGUUGGCACCAGUGGUCCAGUUUACCUCUCUGUAAGCUGUGAGUGUUUUACCUUCAUAUCCAGAACUUUAUCUGAAUCCCUCUGAUUGGAAACGUCAUCUUUAAAUAAUCUUUAAAUCCUUUUACUGUUGUUUUCCCCCAUCACUAGACGGCCCUGAAAAUACAAAACUAAACUUAUCUUCACCACAACACUUUGAGAUUGGAUCAGACAUCAGCCUGUUCUGCUCAGCUGACUCCAGACCUAAAGCUCACUUUAACUGGUUUCUGAAUGGAGACCAGCUGCCUGGUACUGGAGAAGAGCUGAAGCUGAUCGACAUUCAGGAGAGACAGAGUGGAAACUACAGCUGCCAGUCCUUUAAUAACAAAACUCUGAGAAGUGACACAUCGAUGCUGUUAUCAGUGUCUGUGCUGAGUGAGUUUAAAGACUAGCUUUGUUUAAAAAAAGGCAAAUGGAUGAAAUUUAACCUUGAUUCAAAUGUAAAAAGGAUGCACUAAAAUCUGUGGAACAUAAACACAUUAACACUGGCAUGAGACUGUGGUUUUGCUCACAGGGACAACUGAGAGGUCGCAGAUUUAAAAUGAUAAACUUUUUUGAAGCAAGUAAUGGAUAAAAUCACUGCAUAGUUUGUAUGCACAGGUUUAAUGACACAGCUCUUAUUCACAUUGUAGUUUCAUAAUUAUUUUAUUUUUUCUCCCUUUCUCAUGUCAACUCUCCCAGACCCAACACCACCUCCACUAAACCCCUGUGGGCCUGGUUGUAUUGCUAGAAUAGUAAUUGCAUGUCUUGUGGUCAUUGGAUCAGCCUGCGGUGUCGGGUUCUACUUUUACAAGAAAAAGUAAGUAAAAAGUAGCUUUCAUACAAUAUCAUGAUUAAUUUGCUAAAGUCAUGUCUAUCUAAUGUCUAAGGUACACAAGAAUGACUCAUUAUUUCAUCUCUAAACAGAAAAAUCCAAAAAAUGUCCUCUCCCAGUGCAGGUAAGGUGUAUACUGUAUGAAGUAUGGAUUGUAUUUUUUCACAUAAGUACAGACACUGGGUUGAUUGUGUGAGUGAGCUGAUUUACUGCACAUAAAGGUUAAUGAGUCAUUUCUAUUAUGGCAUUGUCUGUGACUUUUCAUCAGAAUUUAAAUGAGUCGUCUUGCAGCACUUCUGCUUUCCCCAGUAGCAAUUUUUAGGUCUAUUGUACAACGCUAACUCAUGACCUUAUGAAGCUUUUGAAAAAAAAUGACUUGCCAUGUCCUGAUUAUCGUGACAGGAUAGAUUAAUGUGGUCUCCUCUACAUGAUUAACAAAACUCCAUUUCAAAGUACCAAAAAAAGUGCUCAAAGCCCCGCCCCUUCUCUCUUCUCAUUGGUAGUUGAUAGUUGCAAGAAGUGACAUUGAAAAGCAUAGCAGCAGUGUUCCUCAAGUCAAACCAUUUUCAACUGAGUACUUACCCACACCUGACAAAAAACGGCUGAUGCUGAAAAUCUGUUAUUGCUGAAAAUGUUGAACUGAAACCCUGUAUUAUCCUCUGUUCUGUUGUCAAAACUGAGCCAAUACCAACUUGCUAGCUAGUGCUAGAACAAAAAAUACUGUUCUCUGAACUGUUUGUUCACACUGAAAGUGUUUAUAUAAGGCGAUCACAACUUUAACAAAAGUUUGUUUUUCUUACAGUGCAACUGCAACAACCACAGAGAGAAGAACCUGUUUAUGAGAACGAAAAUACGAAAGAAUAUAAAAACAUAUAGACUCAACGUUUUCACCCAGGAAGAUUUUUUUUCUACUUUACACCAGAUAAAAUUUUAAAUACUGGUAAAUGAAAUCACAAUCUAAUGCAGAUACAUAACAACAGAGAAAGUAAAGCAAAUAAGUAAAACAUUUAAAAAAGUUUUCCUGGUAUAACUAAAGGGGCAAAUAUGUUUGAAUUUAACUGUUUAAUGUUGUUACCAUGUUUGUGAAUGUAGCAUUAUUUUCAGUGUAAACCUAGAAUAUAUAUAUAGAGAGAGAUUAGAUUUUAGAAGAUGCAGAAUCAUCUAGAAAUAUUUUCUUCUUCAUGUGAUUCUCACAGCGACUCUACACAUAAAUGUGUUAAGAUGAAAUUAUGAAAUUCUGGCACCUGUGGUAAGGUAUGUUGUGUGUUUUGUACACCUUUUAAAGGUUUAAUAUAUGGCAUUGUUAGAGGAAUAGAAUAUAAGAUUGAGAACACUUAGGCAAAGCCUUGUCAGAUAUAAAGAUAUGGUUUCGCACGUCACUUUUGUUGUUGUUGUUAUUAUUAUAAUUAUUAUCGUUAUGAGGUCAGGGUUAAGGUUAGUAUAUAACUGGUUUGACCUUCAGUACAGUGUUUCAAAAAAAAAAAAACAACCUCACAAAUUAACUCCAACCGUUUCACAAAUCACCAAAUAUAUGUAAAUAUUUUAGUCUUUUUAUACAACUGUAUGACAAAAGAAGCAAUAAAAUGAGUCACCAUGGUUGUGAACCUUGUUUGUUUCAUCAGUGAUUACUGAAAAGUUUCCAUUAUGUUGUCUCUCCAUCUGUCGAGUUCAUCACAACAUACAAAAAUUAAUCUUUGGAUAGAUGGUUUAAAAUGCAUAUUUAAGGCUAUACAGAAGCAUCUUUUUUUUUAAAUCUACACAUAAUAUAUACGAGAAAGAAAUAGUUUUUGGGUGAAAUGAAGUUGUACUUAGACUGAUGAGAUACAACUUUCAGACUCCAGUCCAAAAUGUCCUCAUUGUAAAGACAGGUCACCUUUGUGCCAAAAAAAUGCAAAAAAAGGGCCAUGUGCUGCCCUCUUAUGGUGCAACAUAUUAUGACAGCCAGGGGGAUAGGUCACAUCUAUCUAUCUAUCUAUCUAUCUAUCUAUCUAUCUAUCUAUCUAUCUAUCUAUCUAUCUAUCUAUCUAUCUAUCUAUCUAUGAUCCUAAUGUUGAAUAUUCAUGUUGUCUGUGAUUUUGAAGCUGUGAUAAUCUAUGUGCAUCAUUUUCUAGGUGAUUAUUAAGCUAAUUUAUAAUCGUAUGGCAGUAACAAAGGUUGCAUGAGUCAGAAAACAUGUCACACCCUGACAUGGCUCGAACAUAUUUAGACGUAAGAGGAAACUGUUUGACAGCUCAGAGUUUACACGUGUGUGUUUUAUCUGCUCCUUCCUUUUUUUUUUAUAGUUACUUGACUUUAAAGUCAUAAAAUGGGACCCAGAACAAUUUUUGAAGUCAAAUCAUAAGAGACAACAACAACAGAAGACAUAAAAACGUUUUCAUGUUUAUGUCUACGAGCUGUGAAAAGUAUAAUGACAUGAGGAGUGGGUUGGAAUAAUCUUAGACCUUUGUUCGUCUUCCAGUAACAGCUCUGGAGGCUCAGAAAGAAAAAAAAAUACUCAGAUGACAAUGAAUCUGAAUUUCACCACAAAAAGGACCUUACUAAGCUGAAUACUACAUGGUUAUUCCUAUCAGAUCAUUGUGGUACACCUUUUUUGAUAUAGUUAAAAUCAAACAUUGAAGAAAUGAUCCCCUCAGUGUUGUGGUUUUAUUAUUGUUCAUAGUCCAUAUUGUCAAUAAUUGACAAAGUGAUAACAGUGAUUCAGGCAGGAAAACCGUCCACAUUACUUCCUUAUUCGGGGCUAAUUUUCUGAUACCCACAUCCUGACAUUCCAGUAACUGCUGAGAAGAUGACUUAGUUUGAACUAUGUAUCGCUCUUUGCUGUGAAACGCUCGAUAGUCCAGAUGAAAUGGAAACAGCAGCUGUAACCAUCAUCAUCCUGGGAAUCUUUACAGGUGAGCUAUCAGCAUGAUACAGCACAUAUGGAGAUUUUCUACUGUUGUCUCGUUUUGUUAUGUUUUUCAGCAGCUUCCACUAUAGAGUUUUUGACCUCACAUCAUCAGGAUGGUUAUAUUGUUAAUUUGCUCAAAUACAAUCUUUCAAAACUAAAUAACUCAUUAUAACACAAAUGCAUCAUGACUCAUGAGUCAAUACCAUAAAUGAAGUAAUACUGUAAAUAAUGGUUUCUGUUUGCCCACAUAACAGUAGUCCAUUAUCUUUAAAUAGUGUAAAAACACACACUUGAUACUACCUGAUAGUGAUAUCAGAUGCUGGCUUGUUUUGUUUAAACUGUGUCUCAACAAAUUGAGUAAAAUGUUUACAAUAUUAGCUUUAGUUUGAUGUACUUAAUUAUCUGUUCAAUUCAGCAUACACCUGAAUUUUUCCUCCCCUUGAGAAAAUGCUGUCAGAGAGAAAAUAAGCCUGUGGUUUCUCCGAUAAAUUUAUCUUCCUUUAACAUUUUAGCCAUUGUUUUCUUCUGAACAAGUAAACGUGUUCAAUAUAUGACCAUCUCUCUGAUGAAACACUCAGGGUGGGGAGCUCAAAUGAUUUAACAUAAGGUCACCAGGCGUGUCGUAUGAUUAAUUUCCUGGAUGUUUGAGCAGAUAUUUUAAUUCCACCUCACUGACUGGUCUGAAGACGAUACAUCACACACACGCACACAAAAAAACUAUCGAAAUUGAGCACAAUUUCCCAUGGUAAAACACAUGAUAACAGAGUCAGCAGGUCACCUAUGCUAAAUUGAUUUGUCGAGUGUGGAAAACAGCAGCAGAGCUAGCAAUACUAGCUGCGGCGGUCCUUCCUGCAGGUUCAUGUCUGUGCUGGCUCUGCAUUGCUGGUUGAGAGGGUGUAUGCCAGUAUAACCUGAAACAAACAUCUCUGUCCCCAUUAUCAGGAUCAAAACACUAUCACACUUCGAUGGUAACUUGUUGCACCUUCUGGCUCUUACUACCAACAGUUCUUUCAGUUGUUGAUCAAUGUCCGGUGUGAAAUUUUUAACCCGGAACAAAUCACUACAACACUUAAAUUUACAUGAAAGUAUUUAGAGCUUUCCAGCCUGAGUAUCAGAGGAAAACGUGGUCAUUUGAAAUAAAAUAAACUUAUUGAAGAAAGCAGCUGGUGUUUUGAGUAGAAUAAAUAACAAUACAAUUCUUUUAGCAUCAUUAAAUUGUGUCCUUAGCUCAGAUGUCUUUCUGUGUAUUUCAGGUUUAUCCUGUGGAGAUGGUGUGUUGCCUGACACUCUAAAUGCCUUAGUUGGAGAAAAAGUGAAUUUCAACACUACACUGAGCCAACCUGAAGAGCCAUUUAUUUUUAUAAACUGGAAAUUUGGUGAUCUAGAAAUAAUCGCUUCAGGUGUUUCAAACAGUACUGGACCAGGGUAUGGCAGCAGGAUUACUCUCUUCCCUUCCACAGCUUCUCUGGAGCUCAGGAAUCUGGCUGUUGGAGACAGUGGGGAGUACAGAGUAAUCAUUAUACCGUAUGAUAAACCAGCCAGACAUGGAAGCACAAGACUACAAGUUUACAGUAAGCAGAUGUUUCAAAACAGCCUUUUCUGAUGCUUGGACUAUAAUCAGGUAGAUUUGUAAAAGUUUUGAUCAUUUAAGCAUCCAAAAGUGGCCAAUAAAUGCAUGUUGUAGUGUGUAUGUUUUGAGAGUGAGUCAUCUAGCCUUUUUUGUAUAUCUUUACUUUUGUAUUAUUACUAUUACUGCAUGGUUAAAUGCUGCUAACAUCCUGGAGCUUGUUUCUAGCCUCAACAGUACUGUACUGUGUGACAUAAUGUGUCUUUUUUAGUCAAAAAUUCACAGUAAAUAAAAGUCCUUUUCACUCAUAGUGCCAGUCUCAAACGUGGUGGUUGCUGACACCGACACAGACUUGGUGGAGUUCAGGGACUCUGUCCGUCUCUCCUGCUCCUCCUCUGGGUCGUCCCUCUUUUUCCAGUGGGUGUUCGGCAUCAAGGCAGUUACAGCAAAUGACAGAGUUCAGCUGACCAAUGGUGGCGCCACUCUCACCAUAACCAAUGUGACCCGCCAUGACCACGGACGAUACUUCUGUUCUGUAUCUAACUCUGCGUCAAGAGGAGUUAGUGAGAUUGUGAGCCUCGACGUCAGCUGUGAGUUACCAACUUGCACAUUCAAUGCUCUCUCCAUCCACAUCUGCAUGUAAAUGAACAAACAGGUUUCAAAACUGCAGCUUCUUUAGGAUUAUUGUUUCAUAUUGUGAGGAAAGGUCUUAAUAGACUGUGAUGAGAUGUUUCCUUUUUAGGUUGGUUUACAAUUUUUUUUUUCAAACUUUAGGAGUCUUUUGUGGGAAGAGCCCAUUAAUUUAACUGGAAUUACAUCCAUUUGUGGUCCCAAAAGAUUAAGUUGGUAUAUUAGUGUAAAAUGCUAAUGCUGGUUUCUUACUGACUGGUUUAGCUUGUCGUUUUGUUUGUAUCUUCUUUUUGAAGUUGGCCCUGAAAACACCAAUAUGACGCUAUCUUCAACACAAGAGUACUUUGAGGAAGGAUCGAACUUUAACAUGUCCUGCUCAGCUGACAGCAGACCUGCUGCUGUGUUUAACUGGUUUUUAAAUGGAGAAAUGCUGCCUGAAACUGGACCUGAGCUCAGACUGAUGUACCUUAACACAAAUCAGAGUGGAAACUACAGCUGCCAGGCUGUUAACAACAAGACCCUGGCAAAUCAAAUGUCUCAGUCCUCAGUUAUACAUGUACUCGGUAAGUUUAUUUGUUUUUUUACAUUUUGCUUUAAAUCAAGAACAAAGUUUUUCUUUAAGCUAAUUCUACAACCACAUAUUUUUCGACCCACAGAGAGAAUCUCAGGGGCUUCAGUCAGACCAUCAACAAACCAGGCGAUGGAGGGGAACUCAGUCAACUUAACCUGUGAUGCAGCUGGAUCUGUGUUUAGCAGAGAGUGGAUGAAGGACGGAUCAAAUCUGACUGACGCUGACAACAUCAUAUUUUAUGAAGAGAACAGAGUGCUGUCCUUUCAGCCUCUAACCAGAGAAGACAGCGGAGAAUAUUCCUGUAAAGUCAACAACCCCGUCAGCAAUGAGGAAGCUAAAUUUGUUUUGGCUGUCAUCUGUAAGUGAGACACAGCUACACUGACUAUUAAAGUGAGCUUUGUUUGUCUAACGUAGGCUUUUUGUCACCUUCUAAUCAGAGUGAGUCUUGUUUGGAAACUCUUUCCUGUUUUUAAUCCUGCAUCUGCUUUACAUGAUAUCUACUUUGUUUGCCUUUCAUAUACUGAUUCAGAUUUAUAGGACAAUCAUUAAAUAGCUUCUUUUGUUACAUCAGGGGAAAUCUAUACCUUUUUUUUUUUCAGAUGGACCAGAAAAUGUUCAAAUCAAAGGUCCAAGGGAGGUGAUUCUUGACCAAACCUUCACAUUAACCUGUACUGCUGAGUCCACACCAAAUGCUGCCUUCACCUGGAUACUGAAUGGGACAGUGAUAUACAACUUGGCUCAGUACAUCCAAAACAACACUAAACACGCCGACAGUGGGAACUACACAUGUGAAGCCAGGAACAGAAUAACAGGAAGAACAUCGUCUGCUGUGCAUGGAUUAACCGGUAAAUAUGUCCAUCUGUCUGUCUGUCUGUCUGUACGUUAUCCUGAAUACAUGUAGGUAUGCGUGCAAACAGACUGAAAUGAAUACUGGUGUCUGUAGGAGAGCAAAUAAGACUCUUAGAAAGAAGAUUAAUUUCUAAUAUAUCUAUCAUCACAACAGAGACCAUAAAUACCUUAGUUAAAUAUCUAAAUAUAUUGGACUGAUAGUGAUAAUAAGAAGCACAGUGAGAUUUCCAACUCCAACAAGUAGUGAAUAAAAUCAACAAAGAAAUAAGAUGCAUCUCUUCAUCCAACAGGGUCUGCAAAAGUGACACAUAUAGAAAGUUCAUGACAGUUUGUAAUUUCCACCUGUGGGACUAAUAAAGGAACAUCUUAUCUUAAAGUGUUUAUAUUGUGUAGAGGGAAAUGUAGAGAGAGCAGGUUGUGACACAGAAUGUUAAUAUAAACAGUCCUUCCAUUUCCUCAGCACUCCCAUGGCUGAGGUAUAUUGUUAUAGGCUCACUUGUAGGCCGAAUUAGCUUCAGACUUAAUGAUUUAAUUUACUGUUGACAAUGAAUGUUAAUGUAAUCCCUCUGACAUUUGAACUGAUGCAUAAAAUGACUGCAGCCCUGAUUAAGUUCUGCUGCCUGGUAACUGUUAAAGCUGGUGUGAGAAGUUUUUGGCUGGCUAUGAAUCAGACUGACAUUGAUAUCCAUGGCUAUUUAUGACUUGAAAAGCAAACCAGAACAUCAGUGACAAGAUUGUUUAUUUCUAUCUACUGUAAUUAUUUGUGUUUUUCAAAACUGUUGGCGUACAUGAUAGACAAAUUCAUUGACUCCAGGCUGCUGAAACAGUCGUUUUACUUUCAUUCUCCCUGGCAAAGAUGUCCAGUGAGUUUUAAAAUGAGGCGUUUUUGUCAGACACACACAGUUUACACGUGUACAAGACAGAUUAACGAAGAGAGAAGAGGUACCUCUACGUCCAAAAAAAAAAAUAAAAUGUCCUAGACUCCUUUUCUUCAGAUUCAUUUGAUUUGAUGUGUGGAGUCAGGCUGUUGAUUUGUAAAGAUAAAUCAUAGCUGUUAUGGGUUUUUAACCAAUCAGAAUAAAGUAUUUCGCACACCCGGGUAUUAAGACUAAUAUUUCAGCAUCUGUAUUUGUCAUUACGUGCUGUUUAUUUUCUGUUUUAAUAUUUUUUUUUCCUUUUUUCCCCCCAUGUAUCUCAGUGAAAGAUCCUGAAGGUCUUUCUGCAGGCGCCAUUGCAGGAAUAGUGAUCGCAUGUUUAGUGUUUGUUGCCUUAGCAGUUGGAGGAGGAAUUUUUAUUUUCAAACAGAAGUGAGUAAAAUACAAAAUGUCUCUAAUUUUCUUUGUAAAUCGUGCGCAGUUUUGAUUUGGAGAUUCAUUCAUUUUGCACAUUUAAACAAUGUUUUAUUCUCAAAUUCAGAGCCAAAAGGAAACCUAAGCCAAUGGAACAAUCCAACAAGACAACAAGUAAUCGUAAGUGCUAACCUGGACACUUUUUCCUGUGUUACCAUGGCAAUACAGACAAAACUACAUGAGGUAUCGGGUACUCUUUAACAAAGAUGUUGUUUUGUUACAGUGCCGCUUGAACCGCAAAUACAGGAGGAGCAUGUGUAUGAGGAUCUAUCGAUAUAUGAGAACGCAUAAGGUCGCUGGUUUCUUCCCUGUGGAGGCAAACGUUAAACUCACCAUGGGACGAUGGGAUACAUGAGGAUGGAAACCAAUAAAGUAUCCGUCAAACGCUGAGCUCUCAGUUAACAGCAGUACUGAAAGUUUUUUUCUUAAUCUUGCAGAUGUUAAAAAAAAAUGAAUAUAAUCAUUUAUUGCCUUUUGUGCAAAGACAAGAGGCGAUCUUUAUACCUCAUUAUACCUUUAAUUUUUAUGAUUGUGUGUUGUCAAAGUCAUUCAUAAUUGAAUAGAGUGAAUAUUAGAAGUAACAGGUUAGCUUCUGUUCUGACAGGGUUAUUAAUAAAGGCAAUACCGAUGUGUGAUUGCUGGUGACAAUAACAAGAGAACAGGCAGCUGUGUAACUCCAUCGUCUUAAUAAAGUGGGAUUAAGCUGGACGCUUUUUUUCAGGUUAUGUUACAUUAACAUGUAAAUUGCAAUUUAAUUUUUGCAGUAAAAACAAUAAAUGAAUGUGAUACGUCUUGCUCUGUUGAGGAGAAAGAAAAAGGUAAAUGCACAUGUAUUUAUUGUUGGUGUCUGAUUUUUGAGUAAAUAAAAAAGCUUCUGUUUGGUCUUGAGAAGAUUUUGGUUUUAAAUCCAUCCCCCUUAAAUAUUCUCAAAAGCUCCAAAAUUGAUACUGAAGACUGCACAGAGCAACUCUGGAGCUCCAUUUAAUAUAUGUGCCAAUCGUCAAUAUUUUACUUAAAUGCUUUCUGUAUCACUCAGAGUCAAAUGUGAAAAAAAUGAAGAUUUUCUGGGAUUUAAAAGGGCAACUAAACAUCUGUAAAAUAUUAACUCAUUUAACAGGUCAGACCUCAAGAAAGAGGUCACAGGUCAACGUAGCUGAAAGAUCUAAAAAGACUUCUUGUCGUCUGUAACGAUCUUGAGAAGAGCGAGUUAAAAGCAGACCAGAGACUUUCUGAACGGCUUUGGACCUUUUUUUUUUUUUCCAGAUCAAACAGAUAACAAAUCGUUCAUUUUCUUCAUUUUCCAUAAAAAAACAGUCAAACUCAUGGUCCACACAUUAUAAAUGUAGAACAGCAAUAAAUAAUUCAGAUUUAUGUUUGACGCUGUCUGUUUUCAUUUACAAAAACAUGCGGAUUUCCUUCUGUUUGUACAUCACACUAAAGAGGAGUGCGUGUAUUUGGGCUCAGACCUGUUUUCAGACAGGAUUUUGAAAAUAUAUAAAUAAAUAAUUAAAAAUAAACCAUAGAUACAUCAUUGAAAGAAGCACCAACACUAGGCACUUCUGUGUCUUUCUGUGUCUGAAAGAGAAUAGAUCGAGAUUUUGUUUUGAAAAGGGCAGAAAAUCAAAUGCAUGCGUUUAUAACAUGACAUGAAAGUCUUAACCCUUUAAUGCCUGAAACCACAAAUUAUGGCCAGAAAAUUCAGAUUUUUUUGGAGCUGAAAUGUUUAUCUCACUUACUACUGAAAACCAAAAAAAUUAAAAUGUCCUUAAAAUUAAACAAAUAUAUUUAUUUAUCUCGUUUGAUACAUUAGAUGUUUUUGGAAACUGAUAAACUACAAGAGGGCAUUUUUAUCAUUUAUCGGAUUGUAUUCAGGUGUUUUUUUAGUAAUUUGUUGAUCAUGUUGAUUUGAUAGAAGUAUAAAAAAGUAUGUAUCAAAUUUGAUACACAGGCAUUAAAGGGUUAAAGUUGUGAUGAGUGCAUAUUUCUAAGUACAGUACCUUCUGGAACUAUUGACGCCACUAUUCUAUUGAAAAAGGGGGUUUGGUUUGGUCUGUCUGUCUGUUCUGUGUACUUUACAGUGAACUAAUGUACACUUUGUGAAUUUUUAUGAGCUCUGACUGGAUUCUGUGGCUAUUUUCCAAGUCUGUAAAUUGACAAAGAUGUUGCAUGACUCCUUAUGUAAAGAGUGUUGUAUCACAUAAAAAUCCAGUUUCUGUUUUGAGUUAAAAAUGUGAAAUUAAGUGAAAGAUAGGAAUUGGUUUAUUAAGAUACGUAUACAUUUCCGUAGAGAUAGUUUUUUUUUGUUUUAUAGAUCAUCCCAAAAAAUGUGCAUUUCCCGUGAUAAACUGAGGAAGGAAAACAUCUACAAGUGAACUUGAAGCUUAUCUGUGCUUUGGUUGAGUGGUAUUAUAUUUCUCUGUGAGUGAGACAACUCUCACUUGAGUUUUACCUCCUAGAUUGUUCAUUUAAAUAUCAGGAAAUAUUGAAAUUUUGUACAGUAUGUGAACAUUUCACAGUUUCAGCCCGAAUGAAAGUGAAUAUAAAGCAACAACGAUAAACAUUAGCUAAAUAAAGUGAAGAGACCCUUUAUGAAAUAUUUCUGUUGUCUUUCAGUUUCAAACCGAGAGUAUCUGCAGAUACUGAAGUUGAGUUUCUAAAGGAGUCAAAGUGUCGCGUGACUCUUUGAUCCUCCUCGUACAGGAAUGCCUCGGCUCACUGCAGCUCCUCAAACAUGACCCUGUGACAGACCCAAAACCACUCACCGAAGAGCUCGUAAAGUGAUGCUCAACACGUCUCCACCACUGUGACUCACACUUCUGCAGCACGUACCCUUAAAAUAAACCCAGAGUACUCAUAUGAUUUUACAGCUUUGACAUUGUUAUAGUGAGUAAAUUAACUUGUAUUUGAAAUUAAAUCAUAUCUCAGUGUGUGCAUUUUUAGAUCACUUGGCUAAAUACUGAUCAGGUCAGACUGAGACAAAAGUGUACAUCAAAUACAGUUAAAGUUUUUUUUUUGUUAAGUUCUCAGCCUUUACAAAACCAACACAGCAUGAAAUUUUGAUAAUCAAGCAAUCACAACAUUAUGUUUUCUUUUUUGUUUUUUUUUAAAGCUCCUGUGAGGAGUUUUUGAACUUUAUAGAAAUAGACUAAAAUUCCUAAAACUGGUUCAAUGAUGUAGAUGUCAGCCGAGUAGCUCAAGAAACAGCCUAUUUCCACAUAAAACACUCACAGUAAAUGAUACGUCAUGAUGUUACAUGUAUGGAUUGCUUUUACAUACAUACAUUCUCAGAAUAUAUGAAGGUGUAGGUUUGGAAAGUGUAUGAAUUACCCAUAUGACAUAUUUAUAUUGACAUAAAUUAAAAAUAUACACAGAUAUAUGAUCUGUUGUGCUCUUUAGUAUAAUAUUUUUAUUAUUACUCUUCAGUCAAGUGAAUCAAAUCAGGGGUCAUUGUGACAAAAACUAUCAGGUCCAGCAGAGCCCUUCAGUCUGAGUCCAGGUGACUCCUGAAAGAACAUACACCCACGGGCAUUUUGGUGUGUGUGCACAGCGGCAUCGUAAACAGCAUGUGUGUGUUUCAUCCCUGAGUGGGGGCUGGAGUCGGCUCUGUUCUGUGGGUGUGGGACAAUAAAAGAGCAGGAGUGUAUGUGAGUUUUCAUUUAAGAGAGAGCUGGCAGACAGCAUGGGGGUGUUGAUGAUCAUGGAGAACAGGAUGCUGAGGAUUACUACUUUCUUGAUGCUCCUCUUUUCAGGUAGAUUCGAUUCAAUCAUUCAGUGAAAUGCAUAAUGAAGUCAGUUUUGCUGUAUUUUAUUUCAACGGACAUAAAAGUCCUAAAUGUCUCUUCAUCUUAGGUACCUGUGAGGGCGAGGGUAUCUUACCUGCAGGACCCCUGAGUGGAGCAGUUGGGGGCAAAGUGAUGUUCACCACCACCCUCAGACCUCCAGAAAGUCCUUUCCUCUCAGUCAGCUGGAACUUCAAAGGCGUGAACAUCAUCACCUCAACCAGCACCAACAUCACCGAACCCGGACAUGUCAACAGGAUCUUUUUAGACAGAGCCACCGGAUCCCUGGAACUCAGGAACCUGGUUCUGGAGGACAGCGGGGAGUACACAGUCACCAUCAUACCAGAUGGAGGGCUGCAGAAACAGGGCAAGAUUACACUCAAUGUGUUCGGUGAGUUUAUUAUAUACAGUCAUCACUUAGAAGGAAUCACUUGUCUGAUUGGACCAGUUGCAAUUAUUCUUGAAAUUUUUUUUUUAUUUAUAUAAAAUCUGGAAAACGACAAAAGGUUUUGCAAUAACCUGAGAGACACAAACUGUAACUGUGCAGAAAUCAACAUUUUACUGGGAUCUCACAUGUGCACAGCAUGUGUCCGUAUCAUAUUGUAUUGUAUUGUAUCGCGUUGUAUUGUAUCAUAUCAUAUUGUAUCGUAUCGUAUCGUAUCGUGUUGUAUUGUAUCGUAUCAUAUUGUAUUGUAUCGUAUUCUGUCCGUAUCGUAUCAUAUCGUAUCAUAUUUUAUUACGUUGUAUCGUAUUGUGUCAUAUCGUAUUGUGUUGUAUUGUAUCGUAUCAUAUUGUCUUGUAUCGUAUUGUGUCAUAUCGUAUUGUAUAGUAAUGUGUAGUCAGGUUUGACAUUGUAUGAUUUUAGCAUGAAUUUAAUCAUAACACAUCAAAUCCUGUCAUCUUGUCCAAUAUUCUAUUGAUAUGUUUUAAAUGGUUGCAUCAUAAACCAAAGUAUAUGAUUUUGGUAAGUAUCACAUUGGAUGUUAUAAUGUCAUUUGGUACAGUUAAUAGCCAUAACUAAAGCCCUUGGUUGAAGCCUGAUCUCUAACCUUGGGUGGACGCAUAUAAAUAUGAUAAGUAGUGUGUCCUGAUGUUGAUGUAAGCUCUGAUCUGCUGUUGUUAAAUUUCACAGGAAUCAUUUCAUUGGGUCCAAUAUACAUGAUAUUUUUAAAUCCUUUUACCUUUGUGUUUGAGUCUGCUGGGACUAAAUGCCAAUAGAUUUAGUUUUCCAUAUUCACAAAAGUAUCAGCAUACAAAUCCAAUCAAACUAACUGAAAUCACAAGCUGAAAAUAUGAGUUAUCAAAAACAUACAGUUAUUAUUAGCAGUGAUUUAUUAAACUGAUUUGAAUUAACUUGUAGGGCCAUUGUUGCUCAAUCUUUUAACAUUAAUGGAUAACUAGCCUGCAUGGAGAGGGGCUGCAUUGUCUCAGCAAAGUUUGAGUCAUCAAACAGUUUGUGUAUUUUGCUUCUUUGAUACCACAGUAACUACAAACUGGACUAAUACUCUUCAUUUUCUGACAGUUAUGAUAUCUGAAGUGACCAUCCGCAGUCCCACAGCUAUCUUGAUCGAGGACAGAAGCUCCACCAACCUCACCUGUGAGGCCUCCGGCACCAUCACCACCAGAGAGUGGAUGAAGGAUGGAUAUCCUCUCCAACAGAGUGACCGGGUUCAUCUCUCCUUGGACAACAGAACAGUGUUCAUACAACCUGUUCACAGCUCCAACCACGGCACCUUCCAGUGUCGAGUGAGCAACCCCGUCAGCUCCAUGACUGCGGCCCACAAUCUCACCGUCAACUGUGAGCCACAAACAGCUUUUUAUGAGUCAAUUUUAAAAAAGUGAUUCUUUUUUUUUAAUAUCUAGGGAAGGAAACAUUUCUUUCUUACUUCUAAGUCCUUUAUGAUAUUUUAUUUAUACAGUUGGACCACAUAACAUUUCAAUAUUGGAGCCGUCAGCAGCUGCACUGGGCCACAGAGUGUCCCUACAGUGCACAGCAGCUUCUGUCCCACCAGCAAACUUCAGCUGGAUGUUCAACGGCAAUGAAACACGUGUGGAAGAAUCAGAGUAUGUGAUAGAGAGGCUGGGGGAAGAUAGCAUCGGGAAUUACACCUGCACUGCCAGAAACAUGGUGACCCUGCAGGAAAACUCCACUGUUCUCUAUCUCAGAGGUAGGAUUUGCUGAAUGAGGCGCACAUGUAUGCAUUUAUCACUUGUUUCUUUUUUCAUUGCAAGAGGUGACUGGUGUUUUUAUAUUUCAUAAAGCAUCCAGCACUGCCCCCUGCUGGUCAUUUUCAGUGCUGCUGAUCUGUGCGCUGGCUGUUGGAGGGUUGAUGUAUGAAGAGGUAUCAGGUGAGAAUUAGUGCUUGCAAAAAUUAUGACUUUUAUCUCCUUUUACUUCUUCCCUUCUAUUAAAAACCUGAUUUUCUGUUUUUUUUUCUUAGACUCUUUUUACCGUGAGUCGAUUUGA